UCUCUGUCUCCCUUCCAUGCCUCUGGCUCUGAAGCCAAGGGCGGUGGGAGAAGGUGAGCGGGACCCGCUGCAUCAUGAAAACCCCACCACGGGCAGGGGGGCGCACGGACCAGAUGCUGGGGGCAAUGGGGGAUAUCCUGACAUCGCUGGCGCUACCCAGCCAACAGUGGGUAAGGGGGAAAGAAGACUUGGCCAAGGCAGCGAGGCAAGGAAAGGGGCAGACCUGACUGCAGAGUGGAGGAUGUGCGGGAGAGGCGGGAGAGGCAGGAGUUGUUUGUGGGCCAGCUCUGUUGUUGGUUGCGGUCUGCCCAGGAAGGAGUGCCGUGCUUGAGAGGCGGUUCUGCUGCCAUGCUUUGACUGUGCAUUUGAGGAAAGGUGGGGGGGUGGCAGGGAUGGAAAACAGCUCCCCAGCAAAGCAGGCUGGUCCUGUCAGAAACCCUUUGCUCCGCACCAGACCCAGUGUGGAAGAGACUGAAACUAAUAUGUUGCAUCUGGCCUUUUGUACAGCACCUAGCACACAGACAUCCCCAAAGGAACAUUCUCUACUGAUCCCUUGGCUGAGGCAUGUCAGGGUGCCUUGUGGUGCAGAUAGACACUUCUGUUUGUUUGCUUGUUUUGAAAGUCUGCCGUUGGCCCCAGAUCAAAGGUUUCCCAAUCCUGCCUGCCUAGGGCCCUUUCUCAAUCCUCCAGGCACCUCCAGCCCUGAGGACGAGGGAGCGAGAGCCUCUCUCUGCCUUCUGUUCUCCUUGCUUCUGACUAAGCUGAGAUCCCUAGGCAUUGGGGUGAGUUUUCCCAUUCCCCCCCCCCUUGUUAUUUAAUGAUUCUUACUGGCCCCUGUGAUGUGGCAAUGUUCUCUCUGGGGAUUUCUGUUCUGAUCUUUUGCUCCAGGCUGGAGCUGUGCUUCCCCACCCCCAGCGCUGAUAUCCUCAGUCUGGGAUGGAAAAGUCAGCUUGUGGGGUGUGGGGUGGAGCAGUGCUGCAGGGUGGGGCAAGCACAGCUCGAGUGGAAAAGUAAAGCUUGGAAGGCUGGGCUUAAAAAUAUAUAUAUUCUCUUUGGAAAUCUCCAGUCUUUGCAUAACUAAAUGGGCUGCAUUGGACGAGGCUGGUAAGUUACUGGGAGGGCUUUUCACAGCGGAGGACAGUGUUCUGUGGCCUCUGUGGGUUUUGUGCAGUACAGUGGGGUUUUUGUAGGGUUUUUCUGAAUCAGCGGUGGAUGGCACUUGUUGGGCUGGAAGGUAGGGAGCCCAGCAGUUAAGUGGGGCCAGAGCCAAUGGCAAGCAGUGCCAACCCAUUCUUGUUUUGACCCCAUUGUCCUCCCUGCUGAGUUCUACAAGGGCAAUGCAGAGACUAAGGAGAAGGAAGAUGUCAGGAAAGGGCCCUCCUGGUUGCAAGGAGGAAGGCAGGCAGGUGGCGGCUUAGCUGAGGGCAGACUGAGGUUGUUGGGGCACUGCCCCCUUUGCCCUGAGGGACCGGCCUCCCCUGUUCUGAACUGUCUAUAGUGGGGGUUUUGGCGUUAUACUGGCUAGAGAGCCCUUUAGAUGUUGUGGGGGGGGCGGUGUCACUGGGGUACUCCAGUUUCUUGGUAGAUCACACUUCAUGGGCAUCUUGACCCAUUUUUAUUAAUGAGGCUUUUUAAAGGGGGGAAAACCCAUGCCUGUCAUUGAGACAUUGUUUCUUCAUUGACUAAAAUGUAUUCUCAGUUUCAAAUUGACUCUCUUUCACUUUCUGAUUCGCAUUAAUGACAGUAGCCCAUGGCGUACAGAUGUCGAGCAAGAGAUCACAUCUAUGUAAUACUUUCGAAGCACCAUUAUACCACUCUAGCCAUCCUGGAGAAUCCUGGAGAUUGCAGUUUGUUAGAGAGUGAGAGGUCAACGCCCUUCGAAACAAAACAGUGCCCCCUGUGGUUCUCAGGACUCCCCAUUACUGUUGAAGUGAUAUAAUCGUGAUUUCAGUGCAUGGCGUGGAUGUGACCAGGGAGAGAGAGGAAGAAAGAAAGUACAGUAAAUUCCGAAAGAGAAAAGUGCUUUCCAGUUGGCCAAGGUGAUAGCUCUGGCUUCUCAUUUGUGAUGCAGUUUGAAUAGGUAAGAAACUGCUGGUCCAGGGGUCUUCUCCAGGGACUGAGAGGGACCUCUCCUGUUUUUACAUUCUCCACAUACUGCAAUGUUCAGGGGAAGGAGCAGCAAUUACAGAUUAUGUCUGGCCAGUAAGCCAAGCCAACAGCUGAGGACACCUGCCCAAAGGCCCUUUCUGUAUCAACAGGUGGGGGAGAACAUCCUUGAAAUCCACUGAGUUACUGAAGGCCACCCCCCUUAGUGGACUGCAUCUUGCAUGGUAGCACUUUACUAGCUCACAGAAAUCUUUCCUAGCCUAUUUGCACAGCCACGUCUUCCAGGUGCACUUUUGAAAAUCCUUGCUGUCGCAGAUGAACACACACUGGCCCAUCCCCAGAGUUUAUCACCAUGGAAUCUGUAAUCUGUAGCGUUUUGCUGGCCAGAAAGAGAAAAGAAGUCAACUUUCUCCCCCAGGUAGUCACCUAUAGGAGAACUUUUACUCACUGCGGAUAACCAGAUUGUGGGGAGGGGUUAUUUGCAAGCCUGGUGUGAUGAUGCAGGUGGGUGUCUUCUAGCACCUGAGUUUUGCUGGAUGGGACAGUGACCCUUCAGCAUGGAACAUGGGGUGGAGCACAUGCUUCUCUAAGGGCACGGUUGCUUUAUAUAGGCUUACUCACAUGCCAGAACCCUGAUGCCUCUCCAGCAUCUUCCGCCUGAGGUGCUCACAUCCACUCUGCCUAAUGGUAGGGCCAGCUCAGGCUAUAUGGAGUAGGGUGGCAAGAGACAAAGGAGCUUCUGUAACUUUUAACAGGUGCGCAGGCAUACUAACUUGUGCUGAGAGAAACUGUAUCUCCUGGGAUACUUUUUCUCCACACCUCUAAAAGAUAGAGGAGUCCUGUCCUCCUUCGGAUCUGGUCAUUCUAAUCUGGAGGUGUUUGAAGGAGAUGUCAAAUCCCAAGAAAGAGGCCACAACAGUGAAAGGGGUACUACAGAGUCAAGUGAUUAGCAAUAGACUGCAGGACAGACAGAAUAAACUAUUCCUCCCUCCCCCCCGCCCACUAUGCACAUUUAACUUAUUGGAACUCUCUGCCACAAGGUGUGAUGGCUGCUGGCUUAGAUUGUCAUGAAUUCAUAGGUGAUGCAACUGUUGAUGGAUGUUAGCUGCAGCUUAGGGAUGUGGCCUUUCAGUUGUCUUGGACUACAAUUCCCAGCAUCCCUGACUACUGACCACACUGGCUGGGUCCAAUGGGAGUUGGAGUCCAACAAAUUGGAGCCAUUCCUCUCAUGUUUGCACUGCUUUCACUUGAGGUUUCCACACAUAUUUGAGGCGAGUUAGGUGGCUGCCAGGCAGGGCCUUCUUAGUGAUGGCACCUCAGUUGUGAAAUUAACACUCCAGAGAGGUCCACUGGUGCUUACUUUGCUGUCCUUUUGGCACCAGGCAAAGACCUUUCCAUUCUUCUAAGCCUUUUAUAGAUUCAGUUUUUAUCCUGCUCACUGUUUAAUGAAAAAUAUAAUAAAAUAUUUUUGGCUGAAAUCUAUUUGCUCUCCUUUUACCCUCUUGUUUCUGCUCUCCUCUUAUCUACCUGUAAAAACCUCUUGUAUCUUCCCAGUAUCUACACACCAUCUUCCAGUUGCUUAGUCAAAAACCUACUCUAGGGCUCUGACUUCCUUCUCUCACUCCAAAGAGCAUUAUAAAACACGGAAGCCUCAGAUCUGUGAUUACAAACUACCCAGUCAUGCCAAAAGUCCAUUUGGCCUGUAAGAUAAGGCUAUCAAUGGAUGCUGGUCAUGGUAGCUACGGUAUAUAUUACCUCCAGGCAGGAGUGCCAACUUGAAUAAAAGAUGGGGAGGGAGGGCAGGUAAGCCCUGCCCCAUAUAAUAUAGCACAAAACACUGCACACACACACACACACACACACACACACACACACACACACCACCCAUUUGAAUGGUAAUGCCCAUCACCUUUGAGGAGAGACCCACUCAACUAUUUUAUUGGGGAGACCUCUGUUUGUAGGAGUUGGCUCCUAUGCCUCCAGGCUUCAGAGGACAUCUGCCUCCCCUUACCAGUUGCUAGAGACUACAGGCAGGAGAGUGCUGUUGCCCUCAGGUCCUGCUUGUGGGCUUCUGGUUGGCCAUUGGGGUGUCAGAAUGCCAGACCAGAUGGACCAGGCCAGCUAGGUUCCAGUUCAACAGUGCUUCCUAAAGUGGCCAGAUGAAUGCGUCCAGGACACCCAAAAGCAGGAGUUGAAGGUAAUGGCGUGCCCUUGUUGUUUAUCGUCAACAUUUGGGAUUCAGAAGUAUAUUUUCUCAAAACUUGGGUGUGCCUUUUAACUUUCAAGUUAAUAGCUACUGAUAGGCCUCUCUCAUUCAGUGGGAAAAGAGAGUUCAUUCUUAAUGGGGCAGAGUUCAUCUCUGUGGGGCAAGACCUCUUUCUCAGCUCCCCUUCCCCACUCUCAUCCCAAUUGGGACCAUCUGCAUAAUGUAAAAUAUGGACUGGACUCCUCCUUUUGCAAGGCUCUGAGAAUCCCAGCUUCCUUGUCUGCUCUGAUUCUCUUAAAUGUAAGAUUCUAGUCCUCACAGCUGAAGAUGCUUGAAAAUGAGUUGGCCACAAAAUAAGAGGUAGAAAAGAAAUGAGACCGUCAUAUUUUUCAGCUGUCAUUAUGUCUAAAGCUGUGUAAGUUUCUCCCCUCCCCUUCCCCAGGCUCUCAGAUUUUUCUCAUUUGUGGGAAACAACAAACAACUUGAAUAAGAAUAUGGUGUGAUGAGUGCAAUAUGUCUGCCAACUGUAGCUCUGGCAUCCUCUGUGCUAAUGAAAAUGAUCUGCAGACGAUGCUAAUUGCCUGCAUCUAAAAUAUGCCCAUUAGUGGCUGCUCUCCAGCUUGUGAUCUAUAUCCCAGGACCUAGGCUGAUCCUCCCCAUAACAAACAGCUUGCACGCAUCCACCCCUAAAAACCUGAACUGUUUUCCCCCUCCCGGCCUGUGCUUAAUUGCAGCUGCCAGACCUCUGCUCCCAAAAGGAGGGAGCUGAGAUGCAGCCCCAGGCCAGCAGCAGCAGCGCUGAGGCUUCCUCCAAGGACGACAGGGAACAGCAGCCUGCGGAAGUACAGCAUGCGGCCCCUGAAGCCCAAGCCACAGAAGGAGGUGAGCAUCAUUGUCUCAUGAAUAUGCUUUGUCCCGUGUUAAGCUGGCUCCCCAGCCUUUCCAGGGCUGCUGAGGGAAGGAGACAGCCUGGCCAUUUCCUUUUCUCUUACCAUAAGGUUGCCAGAUUUUUGUCAAUGAAUCCGGGGACACUUUUCAACUUUAAUGGAUUUUGUAUGGGGACAGAUUUGUAAAUCCGGGGACCGUCCCUGGGAAACAGGGACGUCUGGUAACCUUAUCUUACCGUGCUCCAAGCCCCCCUGUUUAUUGUGCAUUCAAUAUGGUUUACUGGGACUGACCUAAGCCUUCCUUUCCUAUAAAUGUGUGUCCCGUAGCUUGCUGCUGAAAUCCUGUAAGGUUUCAAGGCGCAAAUGCUUCUGCAGUUUCUUUCUUUCUUUCCACCGUGCUUGGGUUGUGCUGUGGUGCAAAAGUGCCCUUCCAGACAGCAAUAACAUGGUAGCACUGAGGAGGCGUCACACAGCAUCGAAUAAAGCGGAGUGGUGCAUGGACCAUCCAGUGACGCACCUUCCACUAAUGCACUGUGAUUACAUCAAUGACACAUUGCUGAAUACACCCGUGAAAGACCACCACUCUGGAGGGGCCUCAAGGCAUGUUCCCUCAUCCCAGAGCCACCAGCACUGGCGGAGGAAGGGGGGUGCGGCGGGUGCGGCCCACCCCGGGUGUCAUCCCUGAGGGGGGUGACAUUGGCCCCUGGGAUGCUUGCCCCACCCCCGGGUGCACAGCAUGUACGCUGCUCCAGGCUUCCCUGGGGAGCUUCCUCCAUGAGUGGGCCUUAAUAGCAGCUGUGCAUUCAUUGCCAUUAGCCUAGCGCUGUCUAUUGUGCCUAUAGCAGUGGUUCCCCAAGGCUCUUUCUAGCCCCCCUGCCUGAGCUCCUUUAAAAGGAGGUGCUGGUCUCUGACUUUUUGCAAGCAUGGCGUCACAGUCUCCAUCACUGGAGUCAGACCCUUCCAGCCUGGUCCAUCUAGCCCAGUAUUGUCCACCGCGACUGACGGUCGCUCUCCAGGGUUCCAGACAGGGAAUAUUCCCAGCCCUUCCUGGAGGUUUGAACCUGGGAAUUGGCACUGAACUGCGGCACCCCCCAAACAGAUUCUUUUUGGUGGGAUGCCAGAUCUAAAGCUGGUCCUAGGAUGGUGGGGUAACCACUCACGAAAGAGUGGUUCUUCCCUUGACAUUUAGAGGAUCAAGCAGAAAACCACUUGGACCCAUGUUUUCUAGGCAGGGUGCAAGCGGAAGUGUGAAGGAACCCUCUCAGCCAGAGCAGGACCUUUCCUGUGUUUUGCAAACCUUGGGCCUCAUUGAUCUGCAAACCUUGGGCCUAACUGGCAGGAAGGGUGGGGUAUAAACCGAAUGAAUGAAUGAAUGAAUGCUAAAUAAGCUGCUAUUUAUUUAUUGUUUGUUUGUUUUUGGUCUGAAGGGUGAGGUAAAAAUGCUUGAAAUAAAUAGAUACAUGCAAGCAGCUCUUUCUGUUGGAGAAAAGCAGCUCUGGGGAGGGCAGUUUGAAGCUAAGAAGCACAAGCUGGGUGAUAACUUUCCCCCUGGCUGCUUUUUCCAGAGCAGUUAUUUCCCCAAAGGUCCUUUUCCCAAAAAAGGCUCCAGGCUCAUGGUUAUGGUAGGGGACCUGCUUUGCACCCAGAAGGUCAUAGACUGAAUUCCUGAUCUUUUCAGGUAGGGUAAGCUCCUGUCUGAAACCUGGAAGAGCUGCUACCAGCCAGUGUGAAGCAGGGAUGGGGAACCUGUGGCUCUCUGGUUGUUGCUGAACUCCCAGCUCAAGGAUGGUGGGAGUUGUGGACUAACAGUAUUUGGAGGGCCACAGCCCCUCCAACUCUGGUGCAGAUUUCUGAGCUAGACGGGCAAAUGGCUUUGAUUCUGCACAAGGCAUCUUCCUAUGUCUUUGCAAACCGACAUUUGGAAUACUGCCAGGCAAUAAGCGGUGGAGGUAGGGGAUAUCUUUCAGUUGGAAAUGGCCGGCAAAGCAUCCAUUCAAAGCAUCUGCCUCCCCAGGUUGCUUUUAAGUUCAAAGCAAAACUGAUGGGCUGUUAUAGACAGGUAUACAUAUAUGUAGUUUGCCACUAUGGUCCAAACAAAACAUGACAGUGGGAGAUCUGUGCAGAAAGGAAGAUUUAAUAUUUAUUUCCCUAGUUUACAAAAACCCUCAUCUCUGCUAAUUGCCCUGUGGUCUAGUUGUACCCUAAAUCAUGUAUGAAUGAUAUUGCAGUGCAUUAAUCCGACUCUCAGAGCAUCAUUUUGGAGAUUGUCUUCAAGGGAUUUCCCCACAUUUGUGUCUUCAUAGCCUAAAAGCUACACUGUUUCCACGCUGUGGCAUAAAUACAUGUUUUGUCAGCUUGUCCCAAGUGACCAGUCGUAAUGGAAGUAUGAAUAAGAAAAAUAAUCAUAGAAGUUGGCUGCAGGCUGCCCCUCGGCCAAAACUGUCUCAGUAAAGGUAACUGAUCAUCCUGGCAAUCCAAAUCCCCCUCCUGGGUCAUCUGCUAUGCUGUGCUGUGUUGCCUGAAAUGGUUGGUACUCCUGAAAAUGUAGCAAACACCUUCAUAUUGGCAAGGGGCUUGUUGUGUGUCAUGCGUUGCCAUUGUGUUAUUGCUGCUUUCCUAUUGACUGAAGGCUAAUUGAGAUGAUAUAUCAGGGAGAUUUUUUUUACAUCUUUUACAUGCUGUGUAAAGCUUGAGGCUGUGGAAAAGACAAAUCAACAACAUGGAACUGGGAAGAGGAAAUGGGGACAGAGGGGCACUGGUGGCAAUGAAAUGGGCAGCAUGGAAGUGCAAGUGAGUUGUUCUUCCUGAUAAGUGGGCAAGCCUUUAUUGUAGGAAUGGGGGGGAACUGUGACCCUCCAAAUGUUGCUGGACUCCCUCCUCCUUGACUGUUGGCCAUGCUGCCUGGAGCUUAUGGGAGUUUUAGUUCAAUAGCAUCUGAAUACCCACAGGCUUCCCAUUACUGCUGUGGGGUCACCAGAUAUAGAGUUAUUCUAACCUAAAAGUUACAGAGCAUAGACAACCGAGGUGAAGUUAUCCCUGUCCAGAGAGGGUCAUAGCUGGGCCAUCAGAGGAGGCUGAUAGAAGGCACUCCAUGCCACCAAGGCCACUUGCCUCAAGUGACAGAAGUGGAGUGUAACCCCAUCCAGAACAGGUUGAGCUCCACCCAACUAGUUAGUGGCUCAGUCUUAUCUGUUGGCCAGUCCAUUUGUUGAUCAAGAUGGGGGUCUUAAGAGGCUCUUAAGCACAAUCAAAUGAAUUCUCAUACCCUGUGAACCACGGAUGCAUGAGGAGCAAGUCUCUGUCCUUCAACCUUGGUCCAAGCAGACACAGCACAAUACAUGCAAGUAGAAUUCGAGUGGAAGUUUGUUUGUUUGUUUGUUUGUUUGUUUGUUUGUUUGUUUGUUUGCUUAGAGUAAAUCAUAGGAGUGAGAGCCGAUCUGGAUGAGGACUGCAGUGGGGGCAGGCAAGGAACCAAAGCCUACUUAUCCCUCACCGGGGUGUGAUCCAGACUGGGGUCUCGUGUCUGCUGUGUACUCUUGCAAAACAACAUUUCAUGAACACUGACUUGUCUAGAAUGGCAAAAUUAGUGAACCACCUUGUGGGGGCAAUUGUGUGGAUGAAGCGGGUAAGCAAUAUAAAGGAGUUGGCAUUCAAGGUCUAUUGCCGUCAAGAAGUUGUUGCUGUUGUCCUUUCUAUGGGACCUCUAUAAACCAAGCAGCACACAUAAAACAAAGUAAAAAGACACAGCAGGCUCUGCCCUCAGGAUUACAUUCUGAGUAAAACAUCUUGUAUGAGGGGGAUGUUGGGAAAAGGGCAAGUUUAGAGGAAGAUGAAGGGAAGAAGCCAUUUAUUUUUUUAAUGGGAUUUUGUACAGUGGAAGGAACCAGACACAUGCCAGAAGGGGAGAGGAUGUUCUAAUGGUGGCAAGCAGCAAGGGAGACAGUGUGCAGUCAAGGAAUCGGGGAUUUGAUUCUGCCUUUAUGGGGCCCAAGACUUCCAAAGGAUGGAGAAGGGGCAUAGAAAAAUAUAUAUUUUUUGGCCGGCUGGGGGGAUAGCUCAGCCAGUGGGAACAAGGGAAUGAAGAUAGAAAGAGGGAGACAAAUUCAGGAAAGAGUAACUUGAUCAUAGCAACGAGCAGAACAAAUUAGGCGAGUGGAAUAAUUAAAAACAGAAGCAAAAGGAUUGAUGGAAAAGGCAGGAAGACCAAGCAAGAGAGCAGCUGCAAGAGUCAGUUCAAGAAGGAAUGGGGAGAAGGAACGAAAGCUUCAGCUGGCUGUGGAAUAUGUGUUCUUAGAAUAACUAGCAGCUUGCAGGAUGGUUUCCAUGAACAACAGGCAGGAAGGCAAAACAAGCUAGGAAUACUCCAGACCCAUUUACAUCUCUCUAGUGAUGUCUUAUGUGCAGAGAUGAAAAUAGGAAGCUGCCUUGUGCUGAGCCAUAGGCUAUGGGUGAAAUUCAGUGCAGCACUAUGUGGGUUAUGCACUCUGGGAGCAAGGUCUGCUUGUGCAACAGGAUCCUCUUCCUGUCCUCUUCCUCCCCACACCCUCCCAGCUCAGUAUUAUCUGCACUGACUGACAGUGGCUCUAUGAUCUCAGAAAGGGGUCUCUCCCCCAGGCCCACCUUGAGAUGCCAGGGGUGUAACCUGGAACCGUUGCAUGCAGAGCAGAUGCUCCACCCACUUGGUUACGGACCAAAGUGGGUGGAGGUGGAGGCAGGCACCCUGCCUGUUCCAUCUGCUUGGCAGUCAGAGAGGUGGGAACAUGAGCGUUUUGCCUUCCUUGGUUCUCCAGUAAAUGCCAAGUCUUACUGCUAUUAACAAGUUUCUCCUCGCAUAUAGGGUGCCAGGGGAGGGGGGGGGCAGGGAAGGAAGUUCUUGUAAUCCAUGUGCCCUGCACAUGAACCCCCAGCUAGCACAGCUGAUGGUCAGGGAUGAUGGGGUUCGGAGUCCAACCACAUCUGGAAGGUAUCACAUUGGCUACCCAUUCACUGUUGUAUGAAGUAAGCCAGACUCCAACAACCUGGAUCUGGAAGAGGGCUGGUGGCCUCCAACUCUGUAUUAGGGUCUUGGGGAGGAAUGUUUUGUUCUGCCAAGAGCUGGGCUGGUGGCUCUGUUUCUCAUCCAGAAGCAACCUUAAUUGACCAUUGCUGUGGCCUAAACAAGAACAAGAGUAGCCCUGCUGGCCUUAACAUCCUGUUCUCACAGUGGCCAACCAGAUGUCUCUAUGGGAAGUCUGCAAGCAGGACAUGACUGCAACAGCCCUCUGGCAUUCAGAGGCAGGAUGCCACAGAAACUGAAGGUAGUUCACAGCCAGCAUGGCUAGUAGCCAUUGAUAGCCUUAACCACCUCCAAGCAGGUGGCCAUCGCUUUGGGAUAGCAAAGCUGCCGCCUGCUGUAUUUCCAGUGAAUCCAUUAUCUGCGGCUUUUUCUCACCCCUUCAGAAGGUUUUUGUCAAGUGGGAAGUAGAAUAGCCAGCUAAUUAAAAGGGCAAAGCUGAGAUAUUCUAAUCCACUUGAGCAAUAGUGAUCAUAGGAUGAUCAGAGGAUGAUCCCAACCCAGUCAGAUGGGCAGCAAACAAAUAAUUAUUAAUAUUAGUAUUAGUACGUGGCAGGGUUGUUUCCACCCCCUCCCAAUGUUUCAAAUCUCAUUUGCACGUCUGCCUACACAUCUGUGCGGUUGGAUGUCCCCUGUCUGUCCACACCAGAGGGUUGAGAAGGGGUGUGGAUAUCUUCAUAUGGCUUAUGUUUUCAAAUCAGAUCAAAGCCGGUUUGUGGUAGAGGAGAAAACAUAUAAAAAUGCAGUAUUUUUCAAGAAACUACAGGAUAGAUAUGGAUUGGGGCUAACGCCAUGAGUUCAUGGCUCAGUGGGAGCAUGCUGGACACAGAUUAAACAGGAGUGUCUGCACAGCAUAAGGGUGUGAUGGCAUGUGUGUGUCUCAGUCCCUUUCCCCAAGGAUAUUCUCCUGCACCCCCAGCUUAGUAUUGCUACAAACUGAUUGGACUCUGUUUUCCCCAUUUACCAAUGCUAACCCGGUGGGCAUUUUAGAAGAAAAGUGUCUUGACAUAUGUCCAUGAAAGAUUGCCACUCUCCUUCCUGCCCUGCCUCCACAGCAGAUGUACAAUCCACACACACACUGCUGCUCUGCUUCUUGUUUCUGCCACUCUUCUGUGCUCUUUUUAUCUACUCUUCCCCAGUUGUUGCUGGACUGCAGUUCCUAUCAUCCCUGACCAUUGCUAUGCUGACUGGGGCUGAUGGGAAUUGGAGUACAACAACAUUUGGCAAGCACCACGUUGGGGAAAGCUGCCCUCUGUCUAAGCUGAUUUGCCAUCAGAUCUUACUGUGUGUGAGAGAUCCAGAUCUGCAAACAUUCAGCCAUUCUCCUGUUCCAGUGGCAUUCUGGCUGCAGUGAUCCUGGUCCUCUCCCUUGCCUCCCUCCUUUCCCUAAUUAAUUUAACAUCCACCCAAUUAAUUUAACAUUCAUUUCCUCCUGGGAAUUGUAGUUUGGAAGGGGAAGGAGGCACAUGAAUAAAGCUUCUGAACAGAUCAUUCUUAGCACCUUCCAAGAAACCAUGGCAGCUUAUGUAAUACAAAACCAAAAUAAGUUUAUGAUCAGGGACAUAGCAUUACUAACAUAUAAAAGGCUUGAGGAGUGACGACUGAUGAGCAUAUAAUAAGCUCUUUGAGAAUUGGAGUUUAUUCACGAAUCCUUAGCAUAUAAAACCUCAGGAUGGUGUAUGGCUAUGUGUAUUAUAUUUAUAUAAAUCACCUGCCAUAUACUGUGUUAAUCUUAAGGGCAUAUGAACAUUAGAAAACUGUUUUGCUCUCUGGUUCCCGCCCCUUUCUGUUUGCUCUUACUCUCCUUUGUAUCAUUUAUCAAAAAAUAUUGUUGACAAUUGUAAACUUGUCUAUUGAUAGUGAAUUGCCUUUAAUUCUUUUCUGGAUGUUUAUAUUGGAAAUUAAUCUUUUGCACUAUUUUUUGUUGCUGCUACUGCAAAUAUAAGCCUUGCAAAUGUGGCUACAGGGUAAGGCAAGUACCUAAGACUGUCAGGGUGCUUAUAUCCAGAAUUAUAAUUUAUUUAACUGCAUCUAUACCCCACACCAUUGCCAAAAAGGCUCUCAGAGCAGCUAACAAAAAUCAGUACUGAGAAUGCCAACAGGCUCACAGUCUAAAAAGGCAUGACACACAAGGAAAAAAGAAUGGGAGGAAGGAGAGGAAAGCAAGUUCAAGCACAAGUUCAUAGUUGCAGCUGAGGUCAGUGGCUGCUCUGGUUGUCUUGCCUUUCGCCAGUAUCGAUAGCAGUAAAGAAGCAACCGUUCCUGAGAUCUUAAAACCAAAGAGCCAGGCUUUGAGCUGUGCCUGAAAGCAAUGCUCACAAGAAGCUGUCCUUGUCUCCCCCAAUAUUUUUGGAUUUACUGUGACAGAAAAGGGCCCUGGAAUGCUGAGCUGGUAGAAUGGAUUGUACCACAUCAAAUUGCAGGUGAAGGAUGUCCUUUCUGAAGGCUUCCUUAUCUAAGGAAUUUUAUCCCUGCAAGUAAAAUGCACAAGGGGGAAAAGGUUCUGUCCAGACCUAUUUCCUCAUUUGACUGCUUGUGUAAACCAGCCCAACAAAUGUGAACUUGAGUUGGGCGGGUUCAAAGUGCCCCUGGGAAAAGAUUUAGCCUCUGGGCACCCCAUUCUCCCAAGGCCAACACUAGCCAUUGCAUUGUGCUGAUUCUAAGAAGCUAGGAAAUGUCUUCAGGUGAAUACUCAAGCAGCUUGUAUAAGGGCUAUAUGCUUCAGCUAAACUCUCUAAGGCAGGGAGAGGGAACUGGUGGACUUCAGAUGUAGAUGGACUAUGGCUCCCAUCAUCCUUGACUCUUGACUAAGUUAGCUAGGGCUGAUGGGAUUUGGAGUCCAUCCUUGGUAAUGAGGGAAAUAGAAUUCUGUUCCCCAUACAUGUUGUUAGGGGAGGGUGGUUCAGUGCAUGUGGCAGGGAAUGAGCUCUCACACACCCCUCUGUGUGAAAGCAUGGACAUGGUGGCCAAAGAUGAAUGAGGUUCUGUGUCUUCAUAUAAUGAAAAGAAGAAUUAACAGACCGUGCACUAGACUGGGACUGCUUUAUAAUGCAGCCAACAUUUCAGACACUCACCAAGCACUUUUGUGUCACAUUGUGGCAUACACACACAAUGUAGGUUAAGAGUUAGUGACAUGCUUCCUGCUUAAGCAAGGAUUUGAAGCUGGAUUUUCCCAGUCUUAGUUUGACAGUCUUAACCACCACCCUGACUUGGCCAAUCGCCACAUGUAUCUGCUUCACUUGAACCUGGGGCUCAUAAAUGCAGCACUCCUGAUUUGUGCACAUCACAAAACGAAUGUGUGUGUGUGUGUGUGUGUGAUUGUCAUGUGACUGUUUCCACAUGCAUUCUGUUUUCCUGCGUGCAAUUGCUUUCUGCGUAGGAAACGUGGAACAUUUGCAAGCAGCCCUGAGCUCCCACCCAGCACCCAGUCACCCACCCUUGCACACUGGGGACAGGAAAUAGCUGCGCAAGGAGGCCAUCUCAAUAUGGGAUAGAUCCUGGGGGUGGGAGUAGGUCUGUCUGGCUCUUCCCACACCUAUUUAUGGAACCGUGUGUGUGUGUGUGUGUGUGUGUGUGUGUGUGUGUGUCCCCUCUGCACGCGGAAACAAAAUGCAACGGUACUGAACCCCCGCAGCCUAAAGGCAGGAGUUGUUUGUUGCCCGUUCCUGGGCAUUCCCUAACUUUGUGCUUUCUGAAUAGUCGCCCCCCCCCCUUUCCCUUGUACGUGCGGAACCCCGCUUCUGAUUUGUUCCUUCUCUCCUCUCUCCCCCACGCGGGCACGAUCGUGGCUGCCAGCUCCUGACCCCGGCGCUGCGCCCACGGAGUCUUCCUCUUCCAUCUCUGCCCCCCGCCUCCCGCUCGUCCUUACCCUUCGCUCGCCUCCAGGGUGGCGGGGGACGCAGAGAGCUCUGCCGCCCCCCGCUCGCCCGCCGUGCCCGCUGCAGGCUCCACUGCUGCAAUGGCUCCGCGGGCGGGGGGUGGAGGCGGCGGCGGCGGCGGCGGUCUGGCUCUGGGAAGCUCUGGAGAUCUCGGCGAAGACAGAAGGAGGGAGGCAGAGAUGCUGGGGGCGGCGGCGGCGGGAGAGAAGCUGCAGAGGCUCCUCCCCGCCCUGGGCAGUUCCAGCCCAGCCCUGUUGUUCUGUCACUGAGCGCAGGGCUGCGGUGGCGGGAGUCGCCCCCUCCCGCGGGCCCCCUUCCCCGCCCGGCCCGCCGCCGCCGCGCUGCCCCUGCUCCAUGGCUGGCACAGUGGGUGACAGAGCCCAGCGCGGCCGGGCGGCACCAUGAGGGGCGGGAGCCGGCAAGGCUGCGCCUGCCACCACUUGUUCCGCAAAGUCCUGGCCAAGUGCAGCUGCUGCCCCUCCCGGGCGCGAGGUGAGUGGGGUGGGGCGGGUGGUCCUGGCAGCGACGCUGCUCCCCUCCCUCUCCCCCGUCCACUUUCUCUGGCACGGUCAGGGCCCUGAUUCUGCCCUUCCGCCUGCAGAAUGAGAGCCCGCUCUCCCCUGCCCACCCCCUGGGUGGGUGCCACCUGCCGGAUAACCCAGCGCUGCUUCCUGAAGUGGGCACCAGCAUCAAGCAGCGGGGCAUGGGCGUUGUCCUUCCUCCCUGCUGGGCAGCCUCACCUGGUGGUCCUGGCUGCUGCCAUCUCUUUGGAGCCACUCUCAGGCCCCCGUGGCUGGGGCAUCUUCAUCUCCUGCUAGCCCCUGGCACUAAAGGGCAUUUGCUUUCUAUGCUGGGCAUCUCUGCGGUUCGCCGGUGCCCAGGCUCUGAGGGAUGACUUUCCCCUCGUGGUGUCUCUCGUUGACACCCCCCCCCCCUUAUACCAGCCUUCCACUUUUUGCUUCCAGCUUCUUUGCUUUCAAGCAAGGAAUGGCACAACACAAUGUCUGUGCGUUUGCCAAGCUCAUCUUAGAGGUGCCACUCCCUUGUGGCCAGAGUUGAUGGGUGCUCACAGGAAGAUGGAGUGAGGUGGGGGUGGGUGGGGAGGUGCUGGGAAAAGUUUCUGGCAAGAAUCAGGAACGUUUGGGAAAUGGGUGGUCCUAUGUCUUAGCUGCCAAAUUGGGGGUUGGUGGGGACGGAGGUGAGAGAAAAAGUGAAGGGUGUUUGUGCAUUCUGUGGCUUCUGGUCCUUCUUUCUGUACACAAGUGUUAUUUUUAGCAUAUAUGAAUAUGCAUACAUCAUGCAGAAGAGAGCAUCCCUGCUUCUGUGUGUGCAUGAUUGUGAUUGUGUGUGCACCAAAACAGUGUAUUUAGAGUUGCAGAGGUAUUUGUGAAUUAGAACUCUUCACGCAUCUCUUUAGGAGCUGUGUGUGCAUCUCUGUGUACAUAGGUCUGUCUCUGUGUUCUACCAUGCUUGUGGGAGGCUGUGUGCACACAGAUGAUGUGUGUGCAUGGGUGAGAGAGUGUAUGUGUGUGUGUGAGGGAGAAGAGAGAUACACACACUAUGUGUGUGGGGGGGAGGCUGCAUGUGUGUAGAAAAAGCUGAGCAGGAGGAAGGUGUGUAUGUGUGUUUGUUUGUCCUUUGUGCCUGUGAAUGCACAUCUAACAGGCUGCGAAUGGAUUGGCUCCGAUACCCUUUUGGUGUGCCAUGCUCUGUGUGCAGGCUGGAGAGAGUGUACAGCACACUGUGCAUGGACACGUUUUAAAAACAGGAGCGACGCAGAUUACAAAGCACUUGGUAUGUGGAGAUGCCAAGCCAGCCUUCCAGGAGUUGCUGAGCAGAAGGGGUGGGGGUGGGGGUUAUGGUGCGCUUCAGGAGCUGGCUGUUGGGUGCCGUUACUUCCCCACUGCUUGCUACUGCCUCUGUUUCCAGCUUGACUUCAUUGCCCAGAAAGUCUAGGUUAGGUUUGAAAGCCAUUAAGAUUGGUGAUGGGGAAAUGAAAGGGUUAUGACCUGAGGAGCUGUAGUGGGGAUGGAGGUGGUGUAGAGCCAGGAGCUGUAUCCCUGGCAUUCUAAGAGUUAAAGCUGAUCUUGUAUGUGUAGGUAUAGAAUCAUGGGACUGUAGAGGUGGAAGUGACCCUAGAUGUCAUCUACUCCAACCCCAUGCAAUGCAGGAAUCUUUUACCCAACGUGACCCUGAGAUUAAGGGUCUCAUGCAGUACUGAAGAUAACCACAAUCUCUUCUUAUACAUAGCUCCUUUGCUGAUCCUUAUGCAGAGGCAUAGCUAUGGGGGGCAUAGCUGGGUUUUUUGCCCCGGGUAAAGCCUCCAGAGGGGCGCCAUUGUGGUUCCCAGAUAGUGUGUACGCAAAUGCACUGGUUAUGGCACUGGUUGUAUCUGUGGUUUUUUUUAUUUCAGUGAAUCCUUUCCCCAUUGAUUCUCUGCUUGUGAGCAUGGGCAUAGCCAGGAUUUAUGUUGGGGGGGGGCAGGACUUCAGUUAAGUAUUUUUAUUUAUUUACUUGAUUUAGGCGGAGGGCAGCUGUUCCCCUGCCCCCUCUUGGAUACACCCAUGCUUGCAAGUGUGGGUGGAGGAUAAGCACCAUCUCUUCUUACACAUAACUCCUUUGCUGACCGUUAUGUCUAGAAGUCCCUCCUAAAGGCUUGCAGCCUGCCAUGUGGAACCUCAGGAAGUUGCAGAGGUUCUGGGCCAUGUGCUUGGAAGCAGUGCAGUGCCCUGUCCAUGUAGGGUCCUGUCCAGGCCUGUAAGGUCCUUCUGGAUGAGAGUGCACCCCACAGCACACCUGAUACUCCUCCCUUGCAAAGGAAGCUCCAGCAAAAAAACCCGCAUCUGAGCCUGAGAAGGGCCCAGUGGCAAAGGGCAUCUGCUUUGCAUGCAGAAGUUCCCAGGAUCUCCAGGUACAUUUUGGAGAGAAUCCGUCUAAAACCCUGGAGAGCCACUGGCACUUAGUGAGCUUGGUGGACAAAUGAUCUGGCACGGUAUAAAGCAGCUACCUUUGUUUCUGUGAAGCUUGCCUCAUGGAGAAUCCUCUGAAAUAAUACAAUUUGAACACUGGGCUUAUUUUUGUGUGGAACAGAGCAAGAUGCACAGUUGUAUAUCCAUAUUAUAUAUGAAUGUAAAGGUUCUGUGUCUGUGUGAAUUGUGAUCCUAUACUUGGCUCCAGGGAGUCUUCUCAUGUCUUCUGCCCAGGAAGUUCAGCGAGGUGUACAUGGUUCUUCUCUCUCCCAACUUUAUCCUUCCAACAGUCCUGUGAGGUAGAUUAGGCAGAGAGACAUAGACUUGCUCAAGCUCAUUUGGUGAGCUUUGUGGCCAAGUCAGGAUUUGAACCCUGGUCCCUCGGAUCCUAAUCCAGCACUCUUAUCCAUUGCACCAAAGUGGAACUUAAGUAGAAUCUUAUUCUGGAUGCUCUUCUCCUUGGGUGUUGACUCUUGAUGGGGUUGCUCCCCUCCAAAGGUAACAAUGUGUGGGGAAGACAGACCAAUUCUGGCACCAGUGACUUAUUUGGGGGGAGCCCCACCUUAAUUCUAUUGUUAUGCUCAUACUCUAACAGAUGAACAUUUGGUUAGUAUUAAAUGAUAGUAUUAAAUAACUCCCAGAGAGAGGUGUGGAUUUUUAUUUUUUUAAGAGUGUUAUAUAUGCUGGUAAAAGGGACCCCUGACCGCUAAGUCCAGUUGCAGACAACUCAGGGGUUGCGGCUCUCAGAUCGCUUUACUGGCCAAGGGAGCUGGCGUUUGUCUGCAGACAGCUUCCGGGUCAUGUGGCCAGCAUGACUAAGCCGCUUCUGGCGAACCAGAGCAGUGCACGGAAACGCUGUUUACCUUCCCGCCGGAGUGGUACCUCCUGUUUAUCUACUUGCACUUUGAUGUGCUUUCGAACUGCUAGGUUGGCAGGAGCAGGGACUGAACAACGGGAGCUCACCCCGUUGCGGGGAUUCGAACCACCAAGCCUCUGGUUGGCAAGCCCAAGGCUCUGUGGUUUAGACCACAGCACCACCCGCAUCCAUACAUGCUGAUAUAGUGCACCUACACCUGUAAGUAGCACUGUGAUUCUUCUUAUCCCAAAUGUUGGGUUUGUAUCUUUUCAUUCAUUCCCAGACGUUCUGUGGGUUUUCCUUUUCAAGUUCUCUGCUCCAUUUCCACUGGGCCUCCCAAGGGUUCCCAAAAUUGGUUGCUGCCCGAUUACUUUGAUUUGAUGGGAUUGGAAUUGGGCCUCUUGGGUCCGAUGAGCAGCUGUAAUGAUGGUGGCUGUGGCCCUUAGUGAAACUGGAACAGAAGCUGCGGGAUCCAGGAAGCCUGACUUCUGUUCCCAUCUCUGAGAGAGCAGUUGGGACUUGUGGAGAAGCAGCUGGUAUUAAUUUCCUCUUCCUGAUUCAGAGAUCAGAGAUGGUUGUCCAUGUCCUUUUCCCACAGUCAACUGGCAGAAGUGUCCAUUGCUUCCACAUUCCCAAGCCCCCUAACCAUGGUAACAGAUCAAGUGAGAGGCAAGCUAAGCUUCCAUUGAGGAAAAAGGGGGCACUCUUAUUUAGGAGCCCCCCCCACAUUUAGACCUCCUGGUAUCGUUGAUGUUGUUAAAUUUCAGAGAGAGGAGCUCUGUGUUGGGAGUGCAGGUUUGAGGAAAGAGUGCCUUUAAGCAUGUGCAGUAUGUCUUCUCUCAAACCUUGGAGUGAUUGCAGCCAAUUCCGGUGCAUGUCGUGGGAUCAGGGGCAAACAUGUCUGCCACAAAGACACAUUUCAGCCAAGCGUAAGACUCUGCACCCCUUACUUUAGAAAUUAAGCGUUGUGGAAGGAUGAGGGUGAGUAGGCGGGACAGACCAGCUCCUCUUGCCUGCUCCACGCCACAGGAUGUUCCUUGAGAAUCUGACCCUGGAAUAAAUCCUGGCCCCGGCCCAGGCUUCCGUGACUCACCAUUCACGCUGCAGCUGGCUGCUCCGGUUACCAACAACUCCCCCAGUUUAGAUAUGGCUGGAGCUGCUCCCAGAUUGGGCGGUGGGGAGGGGAGCACUUGAUAUACACUGCCCCCUUCUUUUUCUCCCCACCUCCCUGCUCCCUCACCCAUGGCCUCAGCAAACAUGGCAUGGAAACAUUUCCUGUGGUGAACGCUACAAAACGGGUGGAAAAUCUGUGUGGCCUAGUGUGAGGAGGCUUCUUGGCUUGAGCCAAGCCAGGUAUCGCCAGGGCUUAGAUCCGGGAAUUGGUCUCAUGAAGAAGGCAGGGACUCUGAGCUUGUGCAGAGCGUAUUUUCCUCCACAUUAAGACAGCUACAUGAUCUGAAAUAGAAGGAAGAGUUUCCAAGUCAGACAGUAUCAGGUUUUUGGCAGGCCCGAGGCUUGGCAUUUCUCUUUUUAGAAACUCCAUUCUGGGGUGGGGUGUGUGCCUGUGUGUUUCUUCUGUCAACCCUAAAUAGAGAAAGAAAAGGAACAUCAUUAAUCAAAUAAUUGCGUUUUUAUACCACCACCUUUCUGCCAAGGCAGCCAACAUGGUCCGGCUGGAUUGCAGUGAAUUAUCAGUCAGCACUUCUCUCUACCUCUGUGGAGUUUAAUGCAUUAGAAUUCAGGUUAUGAGAGAACAGAAGAAGAGCCCUGCUGAAUCAGGCCAAAGGCCUCUCUAGUGCAUCUUUCUGCAAGAGAACAGCAGCACUCGUGUGAUUUCUAGCAUAUUGCCUCUGGAGGUAAUAUAGUCACAAUGACUAGUAACUAUUGAUAACCUUAUCCUCCAGGGAUUUGUUUAAUCCCUUUUAAAAGGUAAAGGUACCCCUGCCCGUAUGGGCCAGUCUUGCCAGACUCUAGGGUUGUGCGCUCAUCUCACUCUAUAGGCCGGGAGCCAGCGCUGUCCGCAGACACUUCCGGGUCACGUGGCCAGCGUGACAAGCUGCAUCUGGCGAGCCAGCGCAGCACACGGAACGCCGUUUACCUUCCCGCUGGUAAGCGGUCCCUAUUUAUCUACUUGCACCCGGGGGGUGCUUUCGAACUGCUAAGCCAUCCAAAUUGGUGGCCAUCACCACAGCCUGUGAAUUCUUUAGUUUAUGUUUGUGGUGUGAAGAAGUACUUCAUUUUGUCCGUCCUGAACUUCCAAACAUUUGGCUUUCCUAUAUUAUGAGAGAGGGAAGAAAAACUUCUCCAUAUCUGCUUACUUCACACCAUGCAUAAUUGUUCACCUCUAUCACUCAACUUUUCCCCUUCAACUAAAUAGUCCCAAAUCUUAUAACAUUACCCCUUAGGAGAGUUGCGCCAACCACUUUAUUCACUUUUGGCUGUUCUUUUCAGCUAGUAUUUAUUGGUUUUACUUAUCUCUGGGGAAGGAGCAUUGAAUUGAAGUAUCAGAAUUGGAGUAUAACUCCCUUUGCAUUUUGCCAGCGAGGAGCAGACUGCCUGAGCAGGAUGAAAAUUCCAACUGGGCAAAGAUCUGCUGAUUGGAGCCAGGAGCACCUAAUACUUUCUACCCAAUACCACUCCUGUAUGCUCUGUGUUACCUGAUUCAGAAUAUAACUCCCACCCACUAAGUGCCAUACCUGCUGCCACAAACAUGGAUUAGAAUCCUUACUUUGCCCCUAAGCAUGCGGUGAAAAUCUGGGAGAAUAUCCAACCCUUCCACCAGUUCUUUAGCCACUUUGAGGGUGAGUGCUGCAAGGUGGUUGCAAGGUGAUAGAAAACAUGUUAACUAAACCUUAGUAAAGGCAUAGCCAGGCUGUCACUGUUUUCAGGUGAGAUUAAAUCACAUGCCACCCAAAUUCAUGUUGCACAAGUAUGGUUGGUUAGGAAGUCUAGCACAGCAAACCUGUUUCCCCCAAGAUCAGGCUUUCUGUGAUAUGGAAAGUGAUGAGAAAAUGCGGUGGAAAAUGUGAUAACGCUUUCUUUGAUGCAAUGUCAUUUAACUUUCCUGUGAACAAAUCAGAAUGAAAGCUCCUUAAUUAGCCAAAGUUGUCUAAUCUCACUAAAAAAUCAGGAUGAAGGCUCAAUAAACACGCCAUCUAGAAGCACCUUGAUCUUGAGCAUAUGAUGGCCAAGUAAUCUCAUUAUAGGCAUUUGUAUCUCUCUUCUCCCUUGAACCUGUUUGUCAGGUUCAGAAUCGGCCUUACUCUGUCUCCUCUCUCUACUCUGGUGGGUAUCCUCCUGCCAGGCGCCCAGAAGCUUCUACAGUUCCUGUCCCAGACAGGAGUGGAGUUGGAUGCUAUUAGCAGUCUGGAUGAAAUGGAAGCAGCUCUGCUUAUUACCCCACAUUCCAGCCUUCCAAAACUAUUGCUGUAAACAGUAAAUAAUUCAGGACGCUGGUCCCUUUAUUUCAUAGUAUAAAGCAGGCUUCCUCAACCUCGGCCCUCCAGAUGUUUUUGGCCUACAACUCCAAUUAUCCCUACCUAGCAGGACCACUGGUCAGGGAUGAUGGGAAUUGUUGUCUCAAAACAUCUGGAGGGCCGAGGUUGAAGAAGCCUGGUAUAAAGGAAUAACCCAGCAAAAGCUGCCAUGUAAUAAGGAUUAAUGCACAAGACCCCAUUUUGCAACAGCCAUCUAUUUGGGUCAUCAUGCUGAUUGUGUAGAAGGGCUUGUCUGAUGAGUAGAAACCGCCAUUUGGAUUGCCACAGUGAACAUGGAACUGCGAUGUGAUGAAGAAAGAAAGUAGCUGUAGCAAGCAGACCAGCUGUGCAAUAUCAGUCCUAAUAAAUGAAAUAAUAAUAAAUGUACCAAGUCAGACCAUUGGUCCAUCUAGCUCAGUAUUGUAUAAACUGACUGACAGCUCUCCAGGGUUUCAGACAGGACAGUCCCAACCUAACCUGGAAAUGCCAGGAAUUGAAACUGGGAACUUUACAUACAAACCUCUCCUUCACUGGAGGUUUUUAAGCAGAGGUUGGAUGGUCAUCUGUCAUAAAUGCUUUAGUUGAUAUUCCUGUUUUGCAGGAGGGAUUAGACUAGAUGACCCUCAGGGUUCCCUUCCAACUCUACGAUUUUAUGAUUCUCCCGAUGAUCCAUAGCCCUUUCCCAAGCUAUUUUGGUGAAGGAUGGGCAAGCUUUUGAGUUUUGCUGAGCUUUGUCUAGAAGAAUAGAAAGGUGACCUGUGUGUGUGUGGUUACUUCUAGCAUUACUUUUUCCUUCCCUGUAUUCUGAAGAGGUGUCUAGAGAUCAACACAGAUGAAUAGGCUUUUUAAACCAGAAAAUGAUCUCUGAGGAUGUGACUCAGGUUCGUGUCUGCCUGCCAUCCUUUCAGAUGGUUUGUGAUACAUAAGAACUGCCUUGCUCAAUGAAACCAAGAUCCAUCUAGCCUGCUCCAAAAUUCAUUAGGCAGACAUGUUAGGCAGAUACAUAAAUUCUAAAGUCCCUAUGAGUUGCUUCCCUUAUGUGCAUCUUGACCAGAAUGUGAAAUGCUGGUCUAACACAUGGUUCUAUGGAGAGAAAAAGGGUUCUUGCUAAAGCAGAUUCUUAUAGCCAUUUGAAGUUGAGAGUGCUUGAAGUUGCUCUGCCUCAAGGUAACUUACCUGGCGACCUACUCUAAACCACGAGAUUCAGUGUGUGCAACUUCUGGUCUUUAACAACCUGAUAGGAGCUGAGGUCUGUGGAGCAUCCUUUGGACCUGGGAAGGCAGGGCUAUUCUGACAUGAAGGUAGAGUAGUCUACUGGUGAAGGUCCAAACUAGACAUGAUGUUAAAUGCAUAGUUGCAUUUAAAAUACCUAGUUCUUUCUUACCCAUCGCCCAUGCAGGUGGUGUUCCUUAGUUCAUUAACUAGUUUGGUUACCUUAGGGAAGCCACACUUCGUCAGACACUGCCUGCUAAUCUGCAAUGUGAAUUGGUGCAUGGUUUUUGAAACUUGAAGGCACUAUAUGCUGUAUAAAUACUAACUGUAUAAAUAAAUUAUAGUGCUGUAUAAAUACUAACUGUGGUUACAAUAAACAGCAGGAAUGGCUUUGUUUGCUGGAUUUCUUUUUGCCCAGUUACUUUUCAAGAUACAGGAGUAAAAUCAGGUGGCAACCCUAUCAGUCUUUCCAAAGGGGCCACAUAUAACUAUCCUGGUUUAUUUCCCAGAUGCCCAGGGAUGAUUCUGUACUGGGCAGAUGAGGUCACAUUAGGCUUUGGUCACAGUAUGAACCAGCCAAUAAUCUGCACUGUAGGGGUGAAGGUUUAUGUUUCCCUGAGGUCAACAUUCCCCUACAUUGAUGCCGAUGCAGCAUCUGCCAGUUGACACAACUGCAAAGCAGUGUUGAAGCUGGGAAAGAGGAGAAGGAGUCAAUUAUGGCAGGAAAACAGAUAUGGCUUCAAGAAGGAAGAGGAGGAGGGCCUUAAAGUGCAACAACAAAUUCUGCGGAUGCGUCUCAGACCCAGUUCUGAUUUACAGCUCCCUGAAUCUUGUUGACUGUCUUUGAGUUAUCCAGGAACGUGUAUUGCUUCUCUGCUGAUUGUGACUUAUUUGCGGGAGUGCAUGUCCCACCCCUGAGAAGAUCAAGGCUGUUGAAGUUCUGAGUGGCUUUAUCAGAGUAUUCUGGGCAUGCGUUUGUUGAAUUGUAGUCUGCUCAUUGGGCAUUCCCUCCACCUGCAGGUAAGGCUUAAGACAGCUGUUGCUUCCCUUGGGGUUUGUAAUGCGGAUGCAAAACCUGUGCUACCCAGAGUCCUUGUUCACAUUGCAAAUACCUUUAAUUUGUUUUCUCUUCUGUUUGAAUGCUAACAGAAAUAGUGCAAAAGAGGCUCUGGGGUGGUGUAAUGGUUCGAGUGUUGGAAUGUAACCUAGGAAACCAGGGUUUGAAUCUCUUCUCAGCCAUGAAGCUCACUCACUGGGUGACCUUGAGCCAGUCGCUGUCUCUCAGCCUAACCUACUUCACGGGAUUGUUGUGAGGAUAAACUGGGGAUGAGAUCACUUUGGGAGAAGAGGUGGUAUAUAAAUGUAAUAAGCAAGCAAGCAAGCAAGCAAGUAAGUACCGUAUUUUUCGCUCUAUAACACGCACCCGACCAUAACACGCACAUAGUUUUUAGAGGAGGAAAAUCCGUAGGCAUGCCACCCGUAGGCAUUUCCUCCAUAACACGCACAGACAUUUCCCCUUACUUUCUAGGAGGAAAAAAGUGAGUGUUAUGGUGCAAAAAAUAUGGUAAGUUUGCUUUCAUGACUAACCUGACCAUAAACCAUAGAGAAUUCAUUACCUCACACAAUGUAUUGUGGGCAGGGUGGGGAGCAAAUUAAAGGGAAACUUGUACCAUUUUGGUGGCACCUACAGUAUGGGAAAGAAGGAAGGAGCCGGAUCACACAACUUUAGUGAGAGGAAAAUGAGCAGAUGAAGAACCUACCCAUUUGACAGUGACAUAAAAACCCCAUACAUACGCUAUGCAGAAGAAGGAAAAUCAUUACCCCGCUUCUCUCUCCUCACCUCUUUCUUCCCCCCUCAACCUCACAAUGCCUAUGAUAGCAAUGUCUCCCCCCAAAUGUAACUGACCUAUAGAUAGGACUCUACGAACUGAAAACAGAGAUGUUACAAGCAGUGCUAUUUUCCUAGAAAAAGAAGUGCCAGAAUUCACUAUGAACGGCUCCCUUGUUCUUUUGUAAUGGCAAUGGCAUUGGUGCCCACCAGAGAGGUGCCGGAAUGGAGUUAUGCUAAAUUCUAGCUGAAAAAAAGCUCUGGUUAUAUGUACCUUUGUUAUCCAUGAAAAUCUUUCAAUCAAAACAAUUUUUAAAAAUAUUUAGUGAGGGGAUUGGGCCUCCUGUUUUCUCUUAUAAUCAUUAGGGAUAAGGGUACUCCCAGACUCUUGCUAUUUUCAGGUGAGAUUCAAUUACAUACUGGCAAAUUCAAGCUGCAAAAUUAUAGUUAAUUGGGAGGUCUUACACAAUCUACUUCAGCCCCCCAAUUUUGCAAUAAGGAAAGUGAUGGGGAAAUGUACUGUAAAAUGUGGGAUAACACUUGCUUUUGACACAACCUCAAGCUUAUCCGCAUCAGAACAAAAUGUGGACCCAAUGUCAUCCUGGACAUUUCUCCUUUUAAAUGCAGGGCUUUUCCUAUUCUGACUUUGCAGUGAUUCAGUAAAAACAUAUUUAAAGUGUGGGAAGGUCUGGGGGAAAAUUGAGAUGGGGAGGAUAUUGUGUGGAUGCCUCUUCAUUAAUGGGGAGACAGUUCAGUAUGAAUAAACAUCUUCCCAAAGUACUUACAGUCUGUGCACAUGUAUUUGAAAUACAUCAUGCACAUCAGAUUGGCACGACACUCUACCUAUGAGUGUCAUUCUGUUGCCUACUCAUAUGGGCCUUCUGUGCAGGAAAUGAAGUGGCCCUCUAAGGGGACUGAAGGGAUUAUUCACACCGCCAUUGGGUUGUUUUCUUUUGUUUUCCUGCCUGGAUCCAGCUGCACUCAUGGUAAAUGGGUUUUCUGACCUUGAUCAGAAUCUACACUGCCUCAAACCUUCAAAAAUGGGUUGAAUGGGGCACAGGGACACAACUCCACUUGUAGCAAGUUAUUCAGAUACCAUAUUUGUGAGGAAAUUGGUUUCAUUCUGGCAAAAACUCUCUCUCACUCACUCUCUCUCUCACACACACUCCAGAGUAAAGUGGUUUAAUGCAAGCAGAACAAUUGUGUAAAUUAUAACCUGUGACCCGCAAGAUGUUCUGACUACCAUAAUCCCUGACUAUGCCCAUCGGGGCAGGGGCUGAUGGGGGAGCUGGAGUUCAGCAAGAAGAAGAUGAUGAUGAUUAAAUUAAAUUUAUAUACUGCACUUCAUCUGAGAAUCACAUGGCAGUUUACACUAUUUAAAAUGAUGGGGUGGCUAAAGGAUGUCAGAAUAUGUAAUUGACAUUACGCAGCCAUGAGUCGGUUCUUUUACUUUUGCUUGCUUGCUUCUACCGAGAAACAAUUAUUAUUGCCUCUCUAGCCCUAUUAGUCAUGGUGGAGGGCUGGCUUGCUUUUUCUUUUUAAAAGAUGGACACCUGUGGGGUUUCAUGGAACUGUGGGGUAUUUGCAUCUUAUGCGUUCUGUGUCUUUAAAAAGCUUUCCUAUUCACAUUUGUGAUACUUGGUAGAGCGAGGGCACCUGGUGUGACUCUGAAGCUGACCUUUGUGCGCUGUUAGUGGUAAUACUCUGAAGGCACAUCUCCCCUGAAACUACAGUUCUCCUUACUCCUUGCUGCAAUAGUAAAAGGCUUGAAACUAUUGUUCAAUCCAUGGUGGUGGUCAUGCUGCUAUUAUUAUCAACGGAUUACACAGUGCUUUGUAUGUGCAAAGAAUUUUGCAGUCUUCAUCUGUUUUGCCUUCUCAACAUAUUUGCGAGGUGAGUUGCAAUUAUUCCCAGAUGGAAAAAACUGAGGUUUGGGAACAGGGGGGUGGGGCAGGAGCGUCUUUGCCAAAGGCUGCUUAGCUGGUCUGUGACUGAGCAGGGAUUUGAGCUGGUGUCUUUAUUCCUCCUCCCUAACCACUAGACCACACAGGUUUUUUGCCUACUACUCUGGGCUGUGACUUUCAACCUUUCCAUAUGUAGGAGUGUCAGCAUGGGGUCUUCUCUCAGCUCUUUUUUUGACUUUUUUGAUAUUCUUCCCUGCCCUAUGUGAAAUUAUAAAUCUUUGCUGUUUCCAUCUUUCCCCUUCCCGCCACCUUAUUUUCUCCCUUUCUGCCCCACUAUUUCCUUUUUGUAUCUGUGGCCAAUGGCACAUUGGUCAGGUCACAAAACUCCACAGCUGAAGAUCAGUGUCCUAUGAGAUCCCAUAGAUACAGAGGAUAUCUAUUCUAUUCUGAGUUUUCAUCCCUCUCUGAGGAGAAAAAGGGCUACAGCUGAUUAUGCAUUUUAAUUCAUUUAAAUGCAUGCAAAUUUAAAAUGACACACUGUUUUGCAAGGAGGCAGAGCUGAAAAGAAUGUUUUUUUAAAAAUCCUUGCUUAGUAACUCCCUAAUUCUGUGGGUGGGUUGUCUAGUCUAUGUAGUGCAAUGGAUUAAGGAUAUUCUGAUUAAAAGACGGCUGACAAUCUUAUAGUGAAAUUUUGGCAUAUAUGGUGAAGACAGACACAAUAGAAAACAAAGACUUGUGAAUUCCUCAGCUGUGGGGGCAAGUCCAGCUUCCACCAGGCUUUACAAUUUGAACUAUUGUAUAAAAGAUAUAUAUCAGUAUAACAAUUGCUGUUUCAGCCAUCUAUCUAUCCCCCCUUCCAUUUAUAUGUUCAUCUGUAAUUUCAUACUUAAACAUCAUAUUUCUGUGAUAGUAUUCAAACUGAUAUGUCAAAAACAAUUGUACUAAAUUACUAUAAACCAGGCAUAGUGAACAGGGGGUGUUUUGUGAUAUUGUAGGUCAAUCAGUACAAUCCACAGCUGGCUUCUGCUGUAAAAACUUGCUCCCCUUGAGUUUAGAACUUAAUGUGCUGAGCCUGCUUGAAAAUUGGUUCCAUUGCUGUGCAAAUGUUACACCUAUAGAACAGUUAUUGUUUCACUUGCUGAAGGUGUGUCCAAAACAGCAUAGUCUGCAGCAAAAGAAGGAAAAAUGAAUUGCAGGUGAAUCCACAUCAUACCUUUUGAUCUAUUUGAAUGCCACUUCCUUUUGUUGUUAUUGUUGUUUACACAUUUAUUUAUUUUUGUACAGUUGACCUGGGAAGAAUGGUAACACUGUUCUCUCCCCCCCCCCCCCGUCAUUUUCCAUCCCUCUCUUCUGUGAUCAGAGUGUUCUUCUAUUUAUUUAUUUUUAAGAGAUGAUUGCACCCAUUCAGUGCCAGAUCCACUUUUUUGUGUGUGUUUGCUUUGGCAAGAUGCUCUUCUGAGGCUCCCUUCCAACAGAGAGAGGAUGUGUAGGAAAUGUGGAUUUGUACUGGUACACUGAGAGAACACCUCCACUACAGACUUAAUUAACGAGAUUUAAAAGAAAUUCCCUAGGAAGUAAAUUUGUGAGUGGGACUAGGAAUCUCAGUAGCAUCACUAAAAUACAGUUCCCUGGAUUCUUGGGGGGAAGCCCAAGAUGCUUAAAAUGCUAUACAACUAAUAAAAUUUUGUAAAGUAAAUAUGUUCUGAGAGACAAAAGGGACAUGAAACAGGGCAGGUGUGGUGGGUUUGGAUGCACCCCAAGGAGUUAUACGCCUGACCCUUUACUCUCAAGAGGUUGCCUCAAAUUGAGUCACACCAAUGGUUCAUCUGGCCCAGUAUUGUCUGCUCUGACUGGUAAUCCCUGUCAAGAUUUCAGACAAGGAGGUUUUCCCAGUCCUGACUUCUGGGGAUUGAAGUUGCCUGUGAUGCAGAUGCUGUUCCACUGAGCUGCCUCUCACAUUGCUAGGCUUGUCAUACCAGUUUUUACCACACACCUUCAUACACUGUUUCCCCUAUCCUCACAGCUACUCUUGCUGUUUGACACAUGACCAUAGCUCAGUGUAACGGCUCAUCCAGACUUCCUUUUGUAUCAUGUUUCUAGGCACAGGUCUGCACUUUAAAGCUCAGUCUCUGAGCCCUAGACCCCCCCCUCCUUUUUGCCACGAAACAAUUCUGCGGUAAAACCUGAACGGCCAUUUGUUCAAAUUCAGCGGUGAAGGUAAAGGACCCCUGACAGUUAAGUCCAAUCGCAGACGACUCUGGGGUUGCGGCACUCAUCUCACUUUACAGGCCAAGAGAGCCAGCGUUUGUCUGCAGACAGUUUUUUCCAGGUCAUGUGGCCAGCAUUCUGGCGCAAUGGAACACUGAAACCAGAGCAGCGCAUGGAAACGUCGUUUACCUUCCUGCUGGAGCGGUACCUAUUUAUUUACUUGCACGUUUUGUCAUGCUUUUGAACUGCUAGGUUGGCAGGAGCAGGGCCUGAGCAACGGGAGCUCACCCCUUCUGAUCGGCAAGCCCAAGAGGCUCAGUGGUUUAGACCACAGUGCCACCCGCGUCCCGGAUCAGUGUUAAAGAGCAAAGAAAAAAGCACUUUGACACAGACCAGGAGAGCCCAGUGUGAGGCAAAAGAUAAAUGUGGGUGAGCCCAUGGAGAAUGUGCUGUGCAAACAGAAGGUCCAAUUGCUGGCAUCUUCAUUUUAAGAGAAUUUCAGGCAGCAGAACUUGGAAAUGCCCUCCUCUGCCCAACAGCUUUGAGAAGAAUCUGCGUCUGAAAGACAUACUGGACUAGACAGGCCAAAGGUCUGACUCAGGGGUCUUCCAGAUGGGUCUUUGUUGCAGGGUCAGUGCUGCUCAUGGUGGUGAUGGUGAAGUUGGAGUCUUUUUUGGUAGUAUCCACACAAUACAAACAGCAUCAAACGCCAGCCUGUAAUCUCCUGCCCUCUAAUUUAAUAUGGAUUUGCCCUUUCUGUGGAAAUUCCAGCAAAUUUUUAAUAAAUCAGUUGCCAGCUACAUGUUUCCAACAUCUGUUUAUAAUAUUAAGUUCCUGUCCGGAAACACCAACACUCUGUAAGUUCCGUAAGUGGGUCUCUUUCUGGGGCCCAAUUCUUAGGUUGUCCCUGCAAAUAUCUAACCCGCUUGUCUAUUUUUCACUGUAAUAAUGCAAGAUAUUCCCUCCACCUCAUUAAAAUAAACAUAUCUAAUGAGGAAAGUGAUGGCAUGGUCUUGCCGGCUGUGGGAGGGACCUUAUGUUAAUCUCUCCACUGUUUUCCCUGGAGUGAAUCUUCAGACUUAGAGUUCCCUUUUAGUAUCCUCCUGCUAUCCUGGCUCUAGUGUGUGGCCUUGCCAUCCAUCAGUGCUAGGUUGUGUCUUCUCUCCUCACUACCCCCUUUGCCCCACCCAAUAUGAUAUAAGAGUCUAGAGGGGAUGGGGAAGAAUCUGCUUACCUGAGUUUCUUUUCACUUCUGGGGGUAUAAACGAUUUUUUUCUGGCCAUAUUGCCUUUGGAGCAUAGUUUGGGGUGAGGCCUUGUCUUGGAGGUUCACACAGAAUCUUAUAAUUGGAAGGGACCAUGAGGGCUAGUCCAGCAUUGCUGCUGUUCAAUUUUAAUUGAAAUUUGAUGAAGAUUGUAAAAAAAAAUUAAUGAUUCUUUGUCUUUUUAUUUAUUUCAUGAGCCACCCUGGGUUCUCUGGGAAGGACAGAGAUCCAUCAGAUUUCUUAAGGGGUUACUUGGAAAGGAACAGGAGUUUCUGGCAUGCAACUAGAUUGACUGUUGCCCAUGAUCAUUCAUCACUUCUCCUCUCAGAAAUGGCCCAUGUGCCUGAGGCAGACAAUCCAAAUUAUUCCCCACCCAGUGGUAAAAAAACAAAACAACUGACAAUUGACAAUUUGCUUUUCUUUUAUUGGUAGCUUAAAGUCUUCUGCCUGAGGCAAGUUGCCUCAUUCUGUCUUAUUUAUAUAUGCUGUUUAUAUAGUAACAUUUCAGGCUGACCUCUCAAAGAAUUGUACAUAAAAUCAUAGGAUUGUAGAGUUGGAAGGGAUCUUGAGGGUCAUCCAGUUCAACCCCCUGCAAUGCAGGAAUCUUAGUGGAAGCAUCCAUGACAGAUGGACAUCUAGGCUCUGCUAAGAACCUCCAAGGAAGGAAAGUCCACUGCCUUCUGAGGGAGUCUGUUCCCCUGUCGAACCGCUCUUAUCAUCAGAAAAUAAAAUUAUUUACAGUGAUGAGCAUCAACUAAAAAUGUAUACAUACAUUAAAACCAAAAAGGCAAAGGAUUGCUUGCCUCAAAUAAGCUAUAUCUGCUUUUUCUUCCCUCGGGGCAAGAUAAUGGUGAGAGUUAACAUAUAUGAGGUAGGGUUGGCCUUUACCACUUCAACUCAUGCUGUUUUUAUAAUUGCUAUUUAUUUGUUUGUUUACUGUUUUUACAGUGCAAUUCUCUACAUGUUUACUAAGAAGUAAGACCCAUUGAGUUUCAUGGGAUUUAGAGUGGCCAGGUGUCCUACUUUAUGAAAGCCAGUCCUCUAUUUUGAAGACCUCUCUUUAAAGGUGUCUUCUGUUUGAGGGCUGCCCGACCAAGUCUGUUUUACAGAUAAAGAGCCAUAACAAGGGAGAGCAGGGGCGCUGAAGUUGCCCAUCAACAGCAUCACCUGGUCAGCAGACUCAGAAGCUGAACGGAUCACCUGGUGUCUUCCUCACUAUGGUGAGAUGUUCUGAACUCUAUUGAAAUUUUAGCAAUUAUUUCAAAAUUUUUCACCUGUACAUAGAACCAUGUGCAAAUUUUAUGUAAAAUGAUGCCCUCUUUCCCCCCCUUUUUUUUGGGUGAUGCAAAUUUUUUUUUGGGGGGGGGAACUUCCUCUCAGGUAGGUGUGUAUAGGGCUGCAGCCUUGGAGACUGAGGAUCUCUCACUGUAGCUGUUCAGCCAGAGUUCUUGCACAGCAUCUUAAGAUACAGGAAGGAAAAGCUUUGCGAAACCAACAAGCCUGUUCCCUCCUCCCCCUACACCAGUAGCAAUUCUUGACAAUGAUCUUGUGAAUCCCUCCCCCCCCAUGGGCAUAGCCAAGGAGGGGUGGGGGACAGCUGCCCCCCAUCAAGUAAAUCAGUAAAAAAUACCGUAUUUUUUGCUCUAUAAGACUCACUUUUCCCCUCCCAAAAAGUAAGGGGAAAUGUGUGUGCGUCUUAUGGAGCGAAUGCAGGCUGCGCAGCUAUCCCAGAAGCCAGAACAGCAAGAGGGAUUGCUGCUUUUGCUGAUCAGCUAUCCCUCUUGGUGUUCUGGCUUCUGGGAUUCAGAAUAUUUUUUUUCUUGUUUUCCUCCUCCAAAAACUAGGUGCGUCUUGUGGUAUGGUGCGUCUUAUAGAGCGAAAAAUACGGUACUUAACUAACUGAGGUCCCUGCCCCAUAAAGUCUGCCCCCUAACAUAAAUCCUGGCUACACCCAUGCCCCCCUUUCCUUUUUGAUAUUGGGUGCAGACAUCUCUUUUCCAUGUUCAGUAACAGAAAUAAAAGAAGGGGGUGGGGACUCUAAAGGCAAUUUCCCUGCUACCCUGGCAGCAGAAGCCUUGCAGCAAGACUGGCCACACACACACACACACACACACACCUUCCCCAUUGUAUAGUACUGGAUCUGGACACUGUUACUCCAGUCUUUAGAAUGAAAUACAUUUCUUUCACGAUCUGAGUAGAAACACCUUAUGGUAGCAAGGAGAUUAAAGAGCAUUACGAAUAUACCAGUCUGCACAAUGUCUUCUUGAGUACGCACCCUUGGCGAACGCUUUCAAGAGGUUGUAGGAAGGAGGAGGAUGGAGCAUACAGUGAGAGCUUGAGAUAAAAUAAUUAUUCUUGAUUUCAUUACUGGGGGGAAAGGGCACAAUCCACAUGGCACUCCUUCUGUAUGCCUAUGCAUUUCCGUGAACUUCCACAGCAGAACCUCCCAGUGAAUUGGGCCCUGCAUUAAACUGCAAACCUGUAUACUUCAGAGGGGAUAUGGUUUAGAAAAUACGAGUCUGCCUGCCAUUAAUGCUACAGUUUCCCAGAGGCAUAAAGUUGACAUUUUGUGGUUUUUAAGAAUUUUAAGAUAAAAAUCUCAUAUCUUAAUCAUAAUGUUUUCAGCAGUCUGGGAUUGAUGAUCUAAGAGCUGGCUGGAUAGCUACAUUCAUGUUGCCAGAUGUCCCUCAUAUUAGAUUAAUGCCUCUUAUUCUUGAAUACAGUGGUACCUUGGUUUUCGAACGUCUCCGUUGACGAACAUUUCGGUUUUCGAACGCCGUAAACCCGGAAGUAAAUGCUUUGGUUUCUGAACAUGCUUUGGAAGUCGAACCAGAAAUGCGGCUUCUGUAUUGAGUUUUCCGUAUUACGUUUUCCAUUUUGAGGCUUCCAUACUGAGAUUUCUGUUUUUGAACGUUUCAGAACGCAAGCGGUCUUCCAGAACGGAUUACAUUUGAAAACCAAGGUACCACUGUAUUAUAAUCCCCUGGAACAAAAUGGAAGUGCCUUAACAUUUGUCCAGAAAGUAGCGAUAGAAUCUCUUGUCACCAUUCACCAUUCAUCUAGUGCUCUUGGUUUACUGCUGUAUCUUACAAACUGGAAUGGAGGAAAGUGUCCUGUGGAAAGGGGGUGCAUUUCCCCUUGGAAUCUCCCAUCUCCAAUAGAAACCCUGUAGUACUGUUGUUGUUGUUUAGUCAUUUAGUCGUGUCCGACUCUUCUUGACCCCAUGGACCAGAGCAUGCCAGGCACUCCUGUCUUCCCUGUAGUACUACCUUCUAAGCUACUUAAACCUUUGUGGGUCAGGCAGUUCCCAGCUUGGAGAUGCUUUGAUAAGGCGGUGAAAGCACAUAUUUGAAUGGCUGAGGCUCAUGAAGCUAAUGUCAGAGCCAUGUCAGAGCAGGCCAAAGGCCCAUCUUGUCCAGCACUCUGUUCUCGCAGUGGCCAACCAGAUGGCCGUGGGAAGCUCACAAGCAGAAUCUGAGCACAUCACCACUCUUCCCACUUGUGGUUCCUAGCAACACAGGUACUCAGAGGCUGUAUAGAAUCACAAAAUUGUAGAGUUGGAAGGAAGCACGUGGGUCAUGUAGUCUAACCUCCUGCAAUGCAGGAAUUUUUUUUGCCCAACAUAGGGCUCAAACCCACAACCCUGAGAUUAAGAGUCUUGUGCUGUACCAACUGAACAUAUUGCCUCCAGCACUGGUUAGUAGCCACUGAUAGCUUUCUCUUCCACAAAUUUGUCUAGAGGCAAAGGAACGUCUCUCUGUAAAAUGUGGCAAAUGUAUUUAAUGGGUCCUGCAUCCUGUUCCCACAGUGGCAUCCAGAUAUCUUUGGGAAACCCAGAACCGAGCAGGGCAUGAGCCCAAAGCCCUCUCCUGAUGUUCUUCUCCAGCACACUGCCUCCGAUACUAGUCUAGUACACAGCCAUUGUGGCUAGCAUCCAUGAACAGCUUCAGCCACCAAUGAAUUUGUCAAAGAUUCAUGGAGGAGUUCUCAAGUCCAUAAGUUAUUUUGUCCUAUAAGACAGACGCUCAGUCCUGCUUGGAAACCACACCCAAUAAGUAAGAAGGCCCUGCUGUCCAAUCCCAGUUAUGGUCUUGGUUUGUUAUGGAGCAGGCGAAAGGAGAGGCAGAAAGACCCUUUCCACAUGCUUACGAGUUUUUCUGUUCCAUUAUUUCCCAUGUUCUAGGGGCUGAGCCUGAUGCUGAAAAAUGGGCUCUGGAGCCCUGCCGUAGUCAGCUCUGGGCUCAGAUUAAGCCCAUCUCAGAACCCUCCCUGGGUGCCGUUUUUGAUACUGACUGAAAAUAGAAUGUGGAAACAUUUCCCUGCUGGGUGGUUGUACCGCCUGAGGGAACUGUUGUCUUUAGAAAUCCCUGAAAAAUUGGAGCUGAAUAGAGGGAGAAAAUGUCUUUUUAAAAUAAUAAUAAAAAAGCCUUUGAGUUCUGAGGCUCUCCUUCCCCCCACGUGGCUGCACCCACCAGUACAUUCAACUCAUGAAAAACAGAUGGUGGAUGGCGCAGCCACAGCUACGCAGCCCUUGCCAAGGAACGUGCCGUGCACAUUCCUCCUCCGCCAAUAUUAGGCUGUUGCCCCAUCGGCGCCCAUGGAACUAGGGGGUGGAGGUGGGGAGGGAAAGCAGCAGAGGGACAUUAGCUUGGUUAGCAUGCAGCUAAGGGCGGCCUUCUCUUGUGGCACAAAUCUUGUCUGAACGUGGCCAUUUACCCCUUGUUUGCUAUAUUUCAGAGUGUGUGAUGCUCCUGUGAUACUUCUAGCCAAUUUUUUUUUAGAGAGGCCAGUAAGAAUCAGAUUGCAGGAGAUGGUGCAUUUACAGACAACUUGUACAAACAGUUGUGACUUGUCGAGCUCAGCACCCGCUUUACACACACUAGUCACAUAUUGUGCCCAAAUAUGUAGCAACUUGUUCUUUUUUAUAUAAUGCUAGGCCUGGUCAAGGUUAGUGCUGGCAUUAGACAGGGUAAGCCUAAGGUGGGGAGCUAUUUAAUGGUGAAAAAGCAGCUAAUGUUGUUGAUGAUUUAGUGUACAGUGGUAUCUCGGGUUACAUACGCUUCAGGUUACAUACGCUUCAGAUUACAGACUCCGCUAACCCAGAAAUAGUGCUUCAUUUUUUUCAUUUUUUUUAAAUAAAGGUUUUUAUUGAUACAACAAGAAAAAAGGGGAAAAAACACAAAUACCAAAUUACACACAAGAAUAACCAUAGACACAUAAUUUUCUUAGCAAACAAUAAAACAUCUAUUGGUCUUAACACUAAAGACCCAACCUCCCGUCUAUUCCAUAUUUCAAAUUCAUAUUACUUAUUGCCAAUACACACUUUUAUCAUAAUUAAACUUAUUUUUAAUAAAUCUAAUUUCUUAUAUCUACCUUGCAACUAUUACUGAAGUUCCUCGAAUGCUGCAACAGAAUUUAAACUACUAUAUUUAUUUUUCCGAUAUUCUUUGAAAACCUGCCAUUUUGAAAAAAAUUCCUGUUUUGAUUUAUUCUUUAUUUUUUCUGAUAAACCAUCUAAAUCGGCAUAUUCUGUCAGCUUUUGAAUCCAAUCUUGUAUAGAGAAAUAGUGCUUCAGGUUAAGAACUUUGCUUCAGGAUGAGAACAGAAAUCGUGCUCUGGUGGCGCGGCGACAGCAGGAGGCCCCAUUAGCUAAAGUGGUGCUUCAGGUUAAGAAUAGUUUCAGGUUAAGAACGGACCUUCGGAAUGAAUUAAGUACUUAACCUGAGGUACCACUGUAUUAUUUAUUUUUAUCACAGUGCAGAGUGCCAUUUGGACUUUCUGCCUCAGGCACCAAAAUAUCUUGGGCUGAUGCUGCUUAGUGAGCUUCUGGAGGACUGCCUUUGGCUUGAUGAGCUCCUGAAGUUCUGCAAGCCUGCAAGUUGCCGCAAGGUCACUGGGUGUCUCAAGGUGCUAGCUGUAAACAAAGCUCUCUUAUAGUUGUGGACUGGACUCGCACAGGAAUCUUAGGGAUAGUGUCCUCCACUGCACCUGAGAGCAGCAGACACACCUCUGGCCUCUGACGAAAGAGUACUCUCAGGUGGCUGACACCAAUGCCUGGAGCAUCUUCUACCUGAGAUGGUCAGCUCUGUCUGCCUAAUGGUAGGGCUGGUCUUCCCACAUCCUGUGGUCCCACACUGCCUAAUCCACCCCGGUAAUUAAAAACAAAUAAAGAAAAAGCAUAGGCAUAUCUGUGCAGUGCAACUUUUGACCUGGUUUUUAUGUAAUGCUGAGCUGAAUUAUGGUGUACAAUGAGUGCAAUAAAAUAAAAAAAUUCCUUCCAGUUGCAUCUUAGAGACCAAUAAGUUUGUUAUUGCUAUGAGCUUUCGUGUGCAUGCACACUUACUGGAAGGAAUUUUUUUUAUUUUGUUUCGACUACGGCAGACCAACACCUACCUGUAACUAUGAGUGCAAUAGUGUGCAGAUGCUCAGAGAGAAGAUGGCAGCUAAUUUACUCUUCCUCCAGUCUUUCUGUUGCAGUGCUGCUGUGACCUAAGCCAUGGUUUGGCUUGCUGUAGUUUUCAAUCCCCAGCUCAGUGUUUGUCCCACAAGCUGUAACUGUUUGUUUGUUUGUUUGUUUGUUUGUUUGCUUGUUUGCUUGCUUGCUUGCCUACCCAUCUGACUGGGUUACCCCAGCCACUCUAGGCGGUCUCCAACAAAUUAAAACACAAUAGGACACCAAACAUUAAAAACUUCCCUGGAUGAAGGUUUGUUCUAUGGCUUACUGCUCACGGUUUGUCUUGAAGAGACAAACCACGAGCCCCAAUUCAGAAAACACACUAAAUCAUGGCUUCACUCAUAGCAGCAAGAGUACCAGAGGGAGGAGCAACACGGCAGCGAUCUCACUGGGAGGCUACACAGUUUAAACUAAGCCAUGGGUUGGCUGGGUGUUAUGUGCAAACUGGGCCCGUGUAUAACGUGUAGUUUGACCCUUUGUUUGGGGGCUUUGUUUUCUAUUGUGCUUUUACUAUUUUUUGUUGGGAGCUGCCCAACGUCACCGGGGCAACCCAGUCAGAUGGGAAGAAUUGUUUGUUUGUUUGUUUGUACCUCCUCCAAAAUACUGCAUGUGCUACACUCCAACAUGAGCUGUGAAUUAAGUUUAGCUGUGAUAGAUCCAAUUUUGAGAAAGAAGUAGUUAAACCUAGUGCUCUAGUUGAGAGCACAGAGAGUGGCUACACAUACUCUUUCCAGAUGUCAUUUUAGACUGCCGGCAUGCUUGGGUCUUGUGUUAGCUAGUCUUUUUGAUAUUUUCUUAAAGAGCCUGGAACUAGAAAUCGUGUGCUUGUAAUAAACAAGCAGGAUGAGGCUGGGCGGAGGUCUAGAGUCCCAUCCCUACUCAGGUGGCUCGUCUGUUUCUGGGCUGACCUGCUACAGAUUGCAGAUGGGGAGUCUUGGGUGACCGAAUGUUCCUGCAGACAAAAUAAUUCUCUCUACAUAGAUUUUUUUUUUAAAAAAAACACACUAUCUCCACAUAGAAAUUUAGAGUGUUGGAGUGGUGUUGAUGAUGGAGACUAGCUUUCUGUGUGGUGGGAAUUUUUUAUGUGGCGGAGUAUUCAGUCUGAAGCACUUUAGCCCAGAUGCAGGUUUGCCACCUGAGUGGGAAGUUGGCCUAAGACUUUGGGAGAAUGAGGUAGCAGGCUGCAGAGAAGGCAUUGUUUGCUGCACUUUGCAGGUGCUAAUUGGUUAUUUUUAAGCCUAGCAAUUGGUCCUAGCAAUGUCAUAGACAUAUGUACUGCUGGCCAGUUGCCAUAGCGACAUCCCUCACACUGUCAUGUCAGUUUCCAAGGUGGGGUCAGGUGCCUGUGGCUUGACACAUCUUGGGUUCCUGAUGCAGGCAGUUAUUUCAGGAGGAGGUGUCAUCCCGCUGCAUUGCAUUAUUGCCUCCUGCUGGGCGCUUGCUAGGCUGUUCCUGCAGAGUUCCUCUGGGGGAGCAUGGCUGCCCUUUCCUCACCCAUGCCUGCUGCCUGCUUCGCUUACGCGGACAUCUUUCUGCACUUGCCCACCUGCAUGCAUCCAUGCCCAUCUUUCUAGGCACGUGGGGCCACUUCACAAGACCAUACAGAAAAUAGGCUAAAGGCAAACUUCUACUGUUGAAGUUAAGCAGAUCUGGCCCUCUUAAGUUAGUUAGAUGGGACACUGACUUGGACCCACAUCUGAGCCACUACUACAUAUGAUAAGAGGGUUAGUUUGCAUCUUCCUGUUGAUCAUUUCAUGACUGCAACAUCAAGUUGUUGAUUUGUAUGUGCAAACAGGCAAUCUCAGACCCAUCAGAACAUUACUGGCAACAUUCAUGGAAGUUCAUUCACAAAUUCGGUACGGUUAAGUGAGAGAGUCUCUGAGUAGGACCAGGGAGACCCGGGUUCAGAUCUUUCCUUGGCCACGCAGCCCACUGGGUGAUCUCCUCUCUCAGCCUGACCUAUCUCAACAAGGUUGUUGUGAGGCUAAGAUGGAAAGAAGAGAAGUGUAUACAGAAGUAUAUGCACUCCUGGUGGCAGGAUGGGAUCAAAGUGUAAUAAAUGGAUUAAGCUGCCAGUCAUCAGUGCCUGGGUUGUGUGUGUGCGCGUGCGCAACACUCAUUUUUCUUAAAUCUGAUGACUGGUAGCUGAAUGUGGGAACUGAUUCUGUAUAAAAGCCUUGCAUUGUGAGAUGAUGUUGUGAAAUGAAAGUUUCAUCUGUGGAUAGUGUAUCUGUGACGGUCCCAUUCACAAGUAGCUCGUUGAUGGGGCAACUGCCAAAUAAUUACUAAAUUGUACCCCAAGCAUAUAAUAAUGAAGUGUAGAGAAAAGCCAAGUGGGGCACAUGCAUAUGUGAAGUAGGUAUAACCUCUUUGGAGGAAGAGCAAAGUGUCUGCAUGAUGUUAAACAGUAAGUAGGUAUCUUUGAGAUGUGAGCUGCUUGAAUCUGCUGUCAUAGAUCUGUAUGCCUGUAUUGUGUUUCUCCAGCUUACACCACCAUUUUCUAAUACAACUGCUUUCCUCUCACCAAAUUUUUAAGGCCAUUUGCUAUGUUUAUCACAGCUUUCAAGUGAACAUAACCCUGCAAUUUCCAGCUUUUCAUUCUAAAUGUUGAGAUUGGGCAUUACCAUUUUCUAACAGCGCCUGAGUGACACUAAUAUAUGCUUUUGACCACUUCCAAACUGUGUUGACGUUGUUCCAACUGAGUUUGCAAAGGAGAUGGAUGCAGAGCUGACCUCGUAGCCUGAUCAGGCAUCAUGUGUAUAAGAACCCAAAAGGUCAUGCCCCGUAACAGUGCAGGUGUGGAGCUUAGCAAAGUUUAGCGAUGUUCAGUUACAACAAGGGGAGUGCAAGGUGAUGUCUUCUUAAUAAAGUGUUAAUGGCUCUGAAGGAGGUAAGCUCUAGCUGCUGAAGGAGCCAUGUGGGGUUUUGCCCUGUGAAUAGUGGUGAAUUGAGAGAAGCAGAAACCACCCACCUACUUCCCAUGUGCAUUCCAAUAGGUCUCUGUUCUACAAAGUGGAGAAAUUCAUUUUAGCAGGGUGGAGGGUGGGAACCAUCAAAAGUGAUGUAAUUCUGUUCACUUCUGUACUCACUUUGAAUGCUCACACUGAUAGGGCAGAGGCUGUAAGCUCCAGCAGCUAUUUGAAAACGCAGAGCAGGUCUCACAGGCCAGGGCUAUGAUCUGGAGAGGCACACAGUACAGCAAUCUUGGGGGGGGGGUGUAGUGGAUUGUUUGCUUGAUUUUGUUCUAGUUUUUAUCAUGUAUUUGUGCUUUUAUAUUGUAUUUAUUUGUUGUGAACUGCUCCGAGAUCUGUGGAUGAAGGGCAGUAUGCAUAUUUAAUAAAUAAUAAUUUGCUGGAGCUAAGGGGGUCUGGGUCUGAUCAGUGCCUUGAUUUAGAAAUACCAGGGGCUUGAAUCUGGGAGUUUCUGCCUGCAAAUAAUGUCAUCACUGAGCUCUGGCCUGCUCCUUCUAACACCUUGGAUUUCAGGUGGAGCAGUUCAGGUCAAUGGGGCCCUCCAAGCCUCUCUAAUGCAGCCCUCAGGACUCCCCCCAGGCCACACUUGCCCCAUGUCCUCCUAUGGACCCUCUUCAGUUGCUUUUGCAUGUCCAGAAUUGUCAGGAUGCUGUCAGCGGCUCCCAGCUGGUUGCCCAGGAAAGUAUAAGAUAAGAAAAAGUUUCUUACAUUCCUUUUUUAUUUCAGUCUUUACAGAGAGAGGCUAUAGAACCCAGCUCUUGGUUAAUGGCAUUGUCCCUAGUGAAUGAGGUGUCCUCAUUCAUCAUGCUCAUCAUCUCCUCUACGGGUGCUGCUACCUGCCCUCUGUCUUUGAGCUCUUUGCUCUCCUACUUUUAAGGCUCAGCGGGUUCUGAGAGAUGGAGGGUCUGGAAUGUUUUCAAUGAUAUGUCAGCCAGGUGUUGCUCUGGCUCUCCCAUGGUUUCCCAGCUUUCCCCCUCAUCUGCCUCUGAGCUGUGACCUCCCUCAAACCCCUGUCUAUCUUGUCUUCCUCCUCCUCCAUGGAAGGGUCAGGAUGGGGAGGUCACCUCCACCAUUCCUCCUCCGCCCAGUCCCUGACAGAAUGUGCCAUUGAACUGUAAUGACAACCAGGCUUGCCUGGUUGGAGUGAGAUGGGUAUGGAGAGUGUAGCUUACUGUGCAAGGUUAAGAGUUGCAUCCAUUCCUCUACCCAGGUUUUGCCUCUUGCACGUGGCCCUUGAGGGCUGCAAAGUGUUCCGUUCCCCUGCCUUGUGCAUGCAUUUGAGUGACCUUUUCUUAAAUUGGGAGGAAGGGUUUCCAGACCAAAGGGUGUGCCUUCCUCCGGGAAGCCUCGAGACCAGCCUCUUUCCCCUUUAGGAAGCAAGCACGGCCUCUGCGCCUCCAGAUUUGUGUGUGCUUUGAGAACGUCACAAAAUCAGUCCAUGUACUCACUGGUUGUGCCUGUCCUCUCCCUGCAGAUCCUUACUCCAUCGCAGGCAGCGAUGGCAGCAUCUCUGCCUCCGUGGCUUCCAUCCAGCCGCAGGCAUCCAGCAGCUCAGCUCCCAGCUCCCCUGCCUCCCGCCACUCGGUCAGCACCCUCAAGAAAUGGCUGACCAACCCCGUGCGCAAGCUAAGUGCUGGCGGGCUACCUCGGGGCGAACGCCCACUCAGGAAACAAGAGGGCCGGGCUCGGCGGCACGGGCGCCAGGAAGAUCGCAAGAGCAUCGACUUGGGCCUUCUGGGGCAAGCAGAGGGGCCCUUUGCUGUCCCGCUGCAGGAGUCGGUAGGCACGGUGAGAGCAGAGAAAUGCCUGUCUUGCCAUGAGCUAGAAGCUGUCUUGUUUUCCCUUCUGGACUAGCUAGCCACAAGCCCCCUGCAGAUGAGUUUAGGCAACUGAGACAGAAACAUGCCAGAAGCAGGGGGGCUAACAUCCUACGCAGGUAUGCCCAAAGAGCAGUGUCCAUCAGCUUCCACCAAACUAGCCAUGCUGUCUGAUGGGAGUGGCAGGCAAAAACAUCUGGAGGGUGUGCUAGGUUGGCAGAGGCUGUUGCAAAGCAAACAGAGCACCUCUCUGUGGUGCAGUGGGUCAGUGUCUCUGGCCAUUAACCAGAAGGUUUGUGGUUCAAGCCCACCCAGGGCUGUGGGCAGGUUUCCUGCAUUGCAGGGCGCUGGGCCAGAGGACCUUUGUGUUGGGAUACUGCCAGGGAGAUAAAGUCCAUCAAGGCCCCCAAGCCGUCUGCCGGACGAUCCAUCUACCUCCCGUAGGCACUCAGCGACAUGAGUUUCUAGAAAAUAUCUUGUACACAUUCAGACUCAUGCACGCUCUAUCAAGUUAGCACAGCCAAAGAGUUGCACCCAGGAGCAUUAUUACAGGUUUAUUCAGCGUUGAUCAGAACUGAAAAACAUGACUGACUGCUUUAGUGUCUGCGACAACAGAGAGAAAACGAAAGCAGCAGAAAACAUAAACAUCCUGUGAACAGGAAAUACGCAGACUCUGACUCACAAAGCCUGCUCCCUUUUAAGGUGGAACGGAAAUAUCCUAACACUUUGUGCUGCCUUCCAGCUCUACAAUUCUGUGAUAUCAGUUGGACAAGUAAGCCAAGCCAUGUGAUGUAAGAGAAGACCACCAACAACCCCCCUCCAUAAUCUGCCCAAGGGAGCAGGGGGGAGGAAAAUUGCAAAGCCAAAUGUCGUCAUUGGUGAAAUCCUGAACACGAGCAGAACUCAUUGACGACACCCAUCACUGAAUUGUCCCAAGGAAUAUGUAAAAUGACAGAUCUCUGUGCCAUCCAGCAUUCUUGCUUCAUUGCGGCUUUUCUUUAUGUCCGCAAGAGGUUUGGAAAAAUAAACCUCUAAUAUAUUGUGUAUGUGUGAGUGAAGGAGAAGGUGUGGGUUUCUCCUUUCUCAUCCUAGCAGGUAACUACUGAAGCACCAGAGCUAAAGUACUUUCCCCUGCAUGAAUCUCCCCUGGUUACUAAUUCUCCUCUGCAAUUUCAAUCCGUACCGGUUCUCUUCACCCCUCUCCUGCAGAGAGGUCGCUGAAUUUCAUUUUAAUAUGGAACCAGGCUGGGGAAUGUGGAGGUCUGUCCUGUGAAGCUUGGUUGGCACUGUGUACCUGGCAGCAGCACUUAGCUCUGGCACUGCAAAUCAGGGGUUGUCAACUUGGUGCCCCCCAGGUAAUGGGAGUUGUACCGCACAACAUCUGGAUGGCACCACGUUGACUAGCCCUGCUGUAGACGGAGUUGUAGGGGGAACAGGAGGGGGAGCCAAAGGUCCAUAGUGCCGAUAAGACCCUUUGCUGUUUGUGGGCUGAAAAAACAAUCUCUCUUCCUCUCCCCCAUUUUGUAAGUUGCUCAUCUCUGUGCUGUGAUAGAGUAUAUGGGUGUCCUCUGACAUACUGUAUCUUUUAAGCACACCCUUUCCCCCAAAGAAUUCUGGGCAGUGUAGUUUGCCUCUUGCAGAGUUGCAGUUCCCAGCAACCCUGAGCAACCUACAGUUUUGAGGGAAAGAAUAUAAAGGGUUUGUGUGUGUCGCAGCCACAGCCUGAUUUCUUUCCUGACACCAGAUGGGGGAAAAACAAAAAAUGUUUCUGGGCCCAUCUGAAAGUGCUUUCUAGUGAUAUCCUCAUCCAAAACAAUAAAUUAAUCCAAAGGAUUGCCUUUUCUAAUACGAGCCUACCAGUUUAAGGAGAUCUUAAACGGAAGCCAACAGUCCCUGAAAUAUCUGGUUGGAAGCAAGCUGAGGGCCUUUCUGGUAGCUGCACCCAAGCUUUGGAAAUUCCUAAGGGAAGCCUGCCUGAACACCUUAUUUUGUCUCCCCCUCCCAGUAUAAAUUCCAUUUUUAACCCUUUUGUUAAGGGUUUGGGUUAUGGGUUUUAAUUUUGUUGGAAGCUGGUUGUUUUUAUCAGGUUCCUUUGGGUGACAUUUAGAAAUCUCUGCUUCUGUUGGGGUUUUCUUUGGGGGGGGGGGGUAGAUUUUUAAGGUGUUGGUUUUUUAUUUCAUUGUUUUACCUGAUAGUUAUUGGACUCUUUUUGAGCAAAGUGAGGAUAUAAAUCAGAACACCCAUAUGCAAACCCGAAACACCCUAUUUUUUCCGUUUUUGACAAAAAUUGUCUAAGUUUACAUGACUGGUGCCUGUUCCAUUUCCUUGUUCUCACCCCCCAUUGUGCCUUUUUGCUUUAAAACCAAACACCAUUGAGAUACUUAAAAUCCCAAAUAAUGGAAAGAGAAUAGAUGGUGCAUAAUUAAGCAGUUGCACUUGAUUUACAUAAUUCUGAUUGAAGGAUUUAAGUAUCCCAGUGGGAAAUUUUGGAUUUUUAAAGAAUACUGGAGGAGGCAGAAUAAACAGUCCUGAUUACUCUUAAAGGCUAAUAUUGCUUUAUUCUUGCUGCAUUAGGGUCAAACCACCCAAGGGGAGGGUUUAACCCCUCCCAUGCCUCUGCCAGGACAGUUUGCCCCUCUGCAGGGCUUACUUCAAGCUGUUAAACACAGUGGGGGGGUGGGAAAAAAUUAAAAAUGGUCAGGGAGGGGCAUUUACAGGGGUAAAGGUAAAGGGACCCCUGACCAUUAGGUCCAGUCGUGGCCGACUCUGGGGUUGCGGCACUCAUUUCGCUUUAUUGGCCGAGGCAGCCAGCGUACAGCUUCCGGGUCAUGUGGCCAGCAUGACUAAACCGCUUCUGGCGAACCAGAGCAGCGCACAGAAAUGCCGUUUACCUUCCCGCUGGAGCGGUACCUAUUUAGCUACUUGCACUUUGAAGUGUUUUCGAACUGCUGGGUUGGCAGGAGUUGGGACCAAGCAACGGGAGCUCACCCUGUCGCGGGGAUUUGAACCGCCGACCUUCUGAUCGGCAAGUCCUAGGCUCUGUGGUUUAACCCACAGCGCCACCCACGUCUGGCACAAAAGAAAGUGCCACACUCCCGUUUGCCCCUUGCCUAGAGCAGGUCCAAGGGGUUUUCCGCUUGACCCACACUUUCUAGGAACAGGUCUGAGUGACUCUCCGCCCCCCCCGCCCCCCAAACAGCAGGACCUGAGGAAGCAUGGAUGAGCCCCUGGUCCCAGUAUUGGUUCCUGCACAACUGAGCAAGAGAGAAGAAUGGGGAGAAAAUGAGAAUUACGUAGUUGGCUCUGCCUGUCAUUGGCUCUGGCACCUCCAACUGUUGGCUUCCAUGCCUUCUGCCCUAACAGUACGAACAGGGAAUUUGUAUGGCAGGUUCUAGCAAUGCAGUUCUCAUAGGAUGACUGAUGAUUUGGACAGGGAUGGGGGGGGGAGAACCCCUGUGGCCCCCAGAAGGCUGAGCCGGGCUGCCACUCUUGUCUAACAUUCUUCCCUUGCAUUACAGGAUAGCACUGCUCAUCUCCCAGACCUUUCCCUGUUCUCCAGCCAGCUAGAAGGGGAUGGCUCAGGAAAACGCACCCAGGUGAGCUUCAGGGUGAUGGAUGGGAGCAAAGUAAGAGGCAACGUUGUCUUGCACCAGGUUGAGGGGGCAACAAUCCCCCCUCUUCUCCAUGGGACCCCAGAGAGGCCUACAGUAGCUAUGUGUCCUACUUUACAGAGAACAGUCCUCUAUUUUGAAGGUGGGGGGGGCAGUCCUAUAUUUGAAAAUGUUCUCUUUCUGAGGGCUUCCCAGUCCAUGUCUAAUUUAAGGGCAAAAGACCAUAAAAGGGGCGAAAGUAGAGGCCUUGAAGUUGCUCAUCAAAUGUUAUCAGCUCCUGGUCAGCAGACUUCAGCAGACACAACCAACGAUUUUGCUCUUGCCCCACUUCUUUCCCAGGCAAAUGCCAGACCAGAAAAAUCCCAAAUUGCUGUUUGCUGUGGUUGAAUGCUAAAGAGUGGUUUUGGGGGGUGGGGGUGGGGAGAGCAGCAAACAAGAGGAAGUAUGGAGAGGGGCACACAAGUCACUUUAUGUCUUCCCCGCCGUGGUGAGAUGGACUGUAUUUCCGCAAACAAUUUCAUGCAGAUUGGUGUCCCUUUUUUGUGACGCAAAUCAUUUGGGGGGCUGGGUUGUGUCUGUGCAAUGCAUAGCUGGCCAUCCUAGAACAUGCCCGUCAAAGCACCAGAUUGUUUUAAUGCCAGCAAAAAUAGCAAGAUGGAAAAUGCUUCAGGUUCCAACAGAAACUGAUUAGAAAUAAAACAACUGUGGAAUGUGGUGCAGUUAAUGAAAAUGACUUUUUUGAGUAUGACUCGGAAAAGAGGAUGAUAUCAAGUAAAUAUGAAAACAAAUGGCAUGUGUUUAUAAAUUUUUGGAAUUGAUUUUAGGAUUAUGAAGACACAUUGCUUGGUUCCUUCAUGGUUCUGUAAAUGAAUUUGAAUGGUUUGUUUCUUUCCAAUGUAGAGGCAGUAUAUAGGGCUACAUAGCUGUCAUAGAUAGAUAGAUAGAUAGAUAGAUAGAUAGAUAGAUAGAUAUAGGCAUUUUGAAUUAAAAAAAAACCAAUGAGAAUAUGUUUAGGUGAAUGUCAUUUGAUUUGCGGUUUAUUUGAAAUGUUUUCCUCCAAAAUUAGUUUUCAGCUCUAUUUCAGCACUUAAUCAGUCACUCAUUUCCAAAAGCAGGGUAUCUGCUCCAAAUGGAGAAGUGUUCCGGGAUCUAUGAUGGACAUUCUUUCCUUCCCCUGGUCUUUCAGAGCCUGAUGUGUUGUGAGUGAGCUUAGGGGAAAUAGAAGAUCCUGCUACACCUUCUUGGCCCACACAAUAUAUUUUGUGUCUCAUCAUGGGUCCCCAGUGCCCCUUUCCCCAGUUAAUCCACCCAAUGUGAUAUGUUGUAAGAUGUUAUGGGCUCUUGUCUCUCCCCCCCUUUCUCUCACGGCAGGGCCCUGACUCUUCUCUGCUCCUUGGUGACCCUCCAAACCCCGAGCCCACUUCACAACCUCCUAUGCCACCCCCAGCCUCUGAGGAACAGGAAGAGGAGGAGAGGCUCAGUGCCUUAGAAAAGAGUAUGUAAGUGAUUUCUCUUGUGCACCGACUUCCAGGCAGCAGUGGGAAGGGCAGGGGGAGGAGCAGCCUCUGCUGGGGAGAGCAGAUGCACAGACCUGGUGGGUACCAAAACCCACCCACAAACGCAGGCACUAUUUCACAAGUUUAGCAGAUUCAGGGCCUUGGUGCCAAGUAUGUUGAACACAUGCCCCAUAAAAGGUAGGCAGCUGUGUGCCUCAUUUUCCCACUGCACACAUUCUCUCUUUGUGGAGUGGCCCCUGGCUGUCUGCAUAUUCAUGCCUAAAAAUGUAUUGAGAAUGAAGGGUGAACCAUGGCUGCGUAAUGUUGUCCUGGUGGUAUGCCUGCUGCCUCUGUAACAUGUUGAGCAGCUUGCUGGCAGGGGCCUUCCUGUGGGUCAUGCAUGGGCCUGUGUUGAGGAGGCUGGCAGCGUGCCUGUGGCAUUGGAAAGGGAGAUUGGAGGGGGAAAUGGAGGGGAAGGGGGUCACACAGUGAGGUUCCUUCCCCUUAGACAUUGCUACUUCCUCUCCUCUGCAGGUUUGUUCUCAGGGAGUUGAUUGAGACUGAGAAGAUGUACGUGGAGGACCUGGGCCAGAUUGUGGAGGUGCCAACAUCCACUCCAUUUUAGGCACUGAUUCCCCUCUGUCCACCAACGGGGCCGUCUCCAGAUUUUUGUGGGACCUUGGGCAAGAACCUGCUUGUCUUCCAGUGAGAGAGCACACUGCUUGCUGCUCACCUCUGUGUUUCUUGAUCCGACCUCCCUGUUGUUGUCCUAGGAACCUAGGAAGGAAAGGUGGAUAAAGAAUCAGGCUCAGUCCCAAGAGCCCACAGUGGGCUUCCCAUGGACCCAAGGCCCCUAGGCUGCUGGCUCUUGCCACAUCCCACCAGUCUGUUCCAUAUGCUGGUAUUUUAGUAGUUUUAUGCCCCACCCUUUCAGAAAGAAAUAAGAGUGUUUCCACCCCUGCCCACACAGUGUUCCUUCUGGUAUCCAAAACCACUGCCUUCUGUGAGCAGAAAUCUCCCUGCUUUUCACACACUGCUGCCCGAAUGACUUUUGCCUGGCAGCAACAUUGACCACAGACAAUGUUAAGCAGGGUUUAAUCUGAAAAAAGUACCAGUAUUUGGACCCCAGUAAGGAUCUCAGGCUUCUUGUUCUUCCUUUUUUGUUUUAAAAACAAGGGAAGAUCAGUGUGGCAUUUAACUAAGUUUUCUUCAGUGUAUACUAAGGGGACCUAACUAAGGGCUCAUCCACACUCAAGUUUGUCCCAUGAUUUCUAGUCACAAAUUGUAGAAAUUAUUUCCAUAACUUGAUUUUACAUGGAUAAAUAGCCUCCCUUAUUUGAGCUGAACUUGCUGUCGAUCAAUAACAAUGAUGAAAGAUAAAAUAUUUUUAUUGAAAGAUGUUCCAGUAGCACCUUAAAGACCAACUAAGUAUAAGCUUUCUAGGUAUGAGCUUUCGUGUGUAUACACACUUCUUCAGAUACUCUGAAGCAGAUGUCUCUUCAACCUUAUAACUGUUGAUGACUGUUAAUGACGGCAGUUGGUUCCACAGUGAAGGGCAAGGGAUUUUUAAAGGGAUAGAUGACCAAAAUUAGCUUUAGCGUGUAUAAUGGGACAUGAAUCCCAUAUCUCUACUCAGACCAGGUCUUUCCAUAGUUUUUAGUUUGGUAAUGAGUUGUAAUUCAGCAACUUCUCUUUCAAGUGUAUGUCUAAAAUUCUUUUGCAAUAAGACAGCUACUUUGAGAUCUUGUCUAGAAUGGCCUGGGAGAUUGAAGUGUUAUCCUAUUGGUUUCUCUGUUUUAUGAUUCCUGGUGUCAGAAAAAAUGGAAAAACAAAAAAGUUCUAAUCUUUACAAUCUGACACCAGGAAUAAUAAAACAGAGAAGUUUGACUCAUUAUGUGUAGCUAAACACACAAGAGGAAGCUAUCAGCAGGUUGGAAGAACUGCAGGGUUUGCAAGAAGUUCAAAAAAUAUUCAGGGAGAAGAAACUUAGAGAGGGGGUUGUCAAAAAAAAAAAAAGAUGAAUGAGGACUGGACAUGCUCUUUGGGCAUUGAAUAUUGACUGGCUGACAGUUGGGGUAAGACGGCAAACUGAUGGGGAAACGGGAAUGGAAUAUCCCUAGAAGUGGCCUGGCCGGCGGGCACCCUAAACAUCCCAUUGCACAUCCCACUUGUGAAUUCAAAUACUGAACUAGCUCUUUCAUUGCUUCGGCUAACUAAACUAGUCAGCUUUCUGUUCUGACUUCAAGAUCUCUUUCCUAGGUGGCUUCAAUCAAUUUAGACCUCAUUUCUGUAUGGGUUUUAGGUUCUUCAUAAUUUUUCAGCUCCUUAAAUUGCAUUUUCGUUUGUUGCCGAGUUUCUUUCAGAACUUUCAAAAAUUGCUUUGGAGUUCACUAUCCUUAACAAUUUUCCACCUAGGCCGCUUAACUCUUUACCCCCCAGUGCCACAGAAGUUUAAAACAAGACAUCAGCUCUGGUUCUUAUACGGAUCUUUUGGACACUCCUCUGUUUCCAUCACUCUAUUGUGACAACUGUUCCUACAUCUAUUCCUGGUGAUUGCCUUUUAAUCAGUUACCAACCCAUAGAAGGGUCCAUCCAUCUUGACUGCUAAAUAUCCUUAAAAACCUUUGAUAAAAGUAUUUGCCCAAUCUCUUUCUGAAAAGCCAAAGAUACAAAUCUCCACUGGCCUACCUGUAUAUACAGAGAAUGAGAGAGAUGUUUGCUGAUGAUUUCAUAGAAUUCCAAAAGAUUGGUGAGGCAAAACUUACCCUUGCAAAAGCCCCGUUUAUACUUCAUUUCCUAAAUUUUUAUUUACUCAUUCGUUUUAAAAACUGGAUGAGGAGAGAAGCAGGGAAACCUCUCCAAGAAAGAGUGUGAGACUCCUUAAUGUGCUUUUGGGGUGGGAUGGGAGGGGGGAGGUUGUCCUCAGUCCAGGCUUAUGAUCAGUUGGGGGUCUGGGGUCCAAGGGCAGGAGCCUAGUGUUCUGGAGGAGGCUGUGAAUGCUCUGAGGAUUAAAGGACUUCCUUAGCAAGCAUUGGUCUUAUGUUCACAGUGUUGUGUGAACCGGGGUCCUCUAAUGCAACAGAACCCCCUCUUCUCUUCCCACAUCCCUCCAAAAUCUGCUUCGGAAGGCCCUCCCACCCUCUGGAGCAGAUUUUGAAGGGGCUGCAGGGAAAAGGAGGGGGAAGUUGCAUUGUCCAAGUGGAAGUCUUGUUAUGCAAGCAGAAAGUAGCAUUGGAGACACCCUCUGUAUUUAACUGUUCUAGCCUUAGUCGAAUCCCUGCGACGGGGUGAGCUCCCAUUGUUCGGUCCCAGCUCCUGCCCACCUAGCAGUUCAAAAGCACGUCAAAGUGCAAGUAGAUAAAUAGGUACCGCUCCGGCGGGAAGGUAAACGGCGUUUCCGUGCGCUGCUCUGGUUCGCCAGAAGUGGCUUAGUCCUGCUGGCCACAUGACCCGGAAGCUGUACACCGGCUCCCUCGGCCAAUAAAGCGAAAUGAGCGCCGCAACCCCAGAGUCGGCCACGACUGGACUUAACGGUCAGGGGUACCUUUAGCCUUAAUAACGCUUUCCAGCAGUGUACCUGGGACAGGGCUGCCAUUUCCUGCAUCUUCCCUUCCUCCCUAGUUCCUUUUUAAAAAACUAGAAAGAUAUUGACAGCCUUCCAAGUCCUCUCUGUAAGGAGGCUAAUAUAAUAGUUCAGCAGUUCUUCAUCUGUUCUUUAAGAACUAUUGGAUGAAUGCCACCUGGCCGGAAAACCUUGUUCCUUCUUAAUGUUUUCACUUGGUUCUAAGACAGACUGAUUCAGCCUUGAUAACCCUUCCAGCAUGUUUUGAAGACUGAAGCAAACAAUUCCUUCUGUUUCUCUGCAAUUUCUCCGUCUUCCGAAAAGGUCUUGUUUUGCUUCCUUGCCAUAUAAAGGUCCCCCUGCCUCUUUCUGGUUUUCUGCUUCUGACACCUUUAAAGAAAUAAUGUAUUGAUAUCUUCAGCAGUUUGUGCUUGAAGUUCCUUUUUGUCUCUUGCCACAUUGUACAUCUAUGUCUUGGUUUGCUCAUUUGUGCUCCUCCUUCAUCUGGGCAACUGUUCCUCCUUUAAUGAAAAUAGUUUUGCCUUUUAUAGUCUCUUUGGCUCUGCUGUUUGACUGUGUUGGAUUACUGUUGAGCUUGUUUGUGCUUUUUUGCUCAUCCGUGGUACAUAUUUUAUUUGAGCCUUUAUUGUUACAUAUUUAAUAUGACUUGCUAUUUUUCCUUACUGUAUUUUUCCAUUUUGAGCAUGCCUGUUCUCAAAAUCAGGCCACCAGCCAUUUCAACCAUUUCUGCCACCUAGUUAAGGUCCUGGUUCAGCCAUCUCAAAUUAUGCAAAAACUCAAGAUUCCCCACCCCCAGCCUGUAAGCAAAAACAUAGUGGUGCUAAGACGGGGGGGGGGGAGGGGGGAGGAACCAAUGCCAGUCAAUGCAAAAUGGGGAGAAUAACUACUGCACUCUAGUACAUUGAUUUAGAUUAAAAUAAUUUGUUGCAAGCUCAUUCUAAUUCAAUUGCCAAAAUAAAUGCAACCUGCCAACCACAAUGUCCACGAGACAGAAAAAUUAAUGCCCUGUGCUCACCAAUUUGUUCUCAAGUUAGGAAAAUCAGAGUCCAACUCGCCAGCGUAGGAAAUACAUGCAACCACGGUCAACUGGAGCAAAAUUACUGCAUUAACUGAAAAGUGAAGAAAUACUGGCUGCCCAUUGGUCAGUACAAGGAGAUGGGGGAAAGGUAGCAGGACGGCACUGCUUCCCUGGCUUGUCAAUCAUCCCAGCACUUUUUUUCUUUCUAGAGUUGGCCAAAAUACUGGAAGGCAGGAGCAGUUUUGCUUUUUACUCACCACGUUGGUAGAAUUCUGCCUCCACUCUUUCCCCUAUAUCUCCAUAAAUAAAAGGGCUGGAGACUUUUUUAAAAAAAGAGGGGGAAGAUGCUGAAAAUUCAGGGAAGAGCCCUUGGGUAGGGCUCAUCCACACAGGAGCAUAAUAUUGCUAAGGACCUGAGAUACUGGGGUUCAGAACAAAUAAUGCAAAUUGAGCAGCUUUAAAUUGGAUUUCCCUAAUACAUCUUGGGUGCCAAUUUGGGAUUCAAUUGCAUCUAAUGCAGUGGCCCUCUUUUCAGCUCUGCAAGGCAGUGGUUUUUCAAGUGUUCAACUUUUUUGUGGUCAGACACCUGAUGGGGUUGCAGAAGAGUUGGGAGGGUGUGUUCUAGGCUAGGCUCUCUGUGCAGGGUGCUGCUCCAUCACCCUUCCUUGUGGACUGUAUGCACCAAAGGUCUUCUGCAGCUGUUCAGGUCAGGUGGGAAAUCUGGUUAAUGGCAAGCUGUCUGUUGGGGAAGCCUAUCUGCCAUUUCUGUGGUGCUCCUUGAGGAAUCCCUGAUCAGCUUCUGAAGAAUGCCAGGGUUCCCCUGAGCACAGUUGGAAAGCCAUUGCCAAGGGUAAUGUGGCUGCUUCCUCAGCGCUUCACACCAGGGUCCUGUCCAUCUUCUGCGCUCUUCUGGGCACUAACUUAGCCCAGACACAUUCCCCUUCAUGCCACCACCCUAGCUCUGCCUCCCUGGCCUUAAAGAGGAGGCAGGCAGCCUUCUCUACCUGCUCUUCUGACUUCUGCAGGGCUAUAUGGCAACCAUGAGUGCCCGCGGUAUCCCAGAAGACAUGAAGGGCAAGGACAAGAUAAUCUUUGGGAACAUCCACCAGAUCUAUGACUGGCACAAAGAGUAAGUAAGCACCCAUUCCUGGGUGCAGGUCAUGCAUUGGCUGUGGAAACCUCACAAUGGGGCCGGAACGGGAUGUGGCAAGGGACGCCUUUUGCUGACGGCUGGUAGCGACUCCUCUUGGAUUACCUUGCCCAGGUGCUUGUGGCCAGUGUGGAACAGACAAGAUGAGGGGGAGCAGCAGUGGUCCACCAUCAUUGAGAAUUGGUGGAUGAGGAGGGAUGGUUGGGAAGCAAGAUAACUUGUCCUGCAGAUCUCACACUCUUUCUGUUCCCUCUUAUCCCUGAUCCCAGUUAUUUACUCAAGCAGCUGGAGAAGUGUCUGGAGGACCCUGAUCUUCUGGCUGAACUGUUCAUAAAGCACGUGAGUCCCUGGCUUUGCUAAAUAAGAACAGAAGAGCUGCCGAGCUGAGCCACAAUGGGUGGUGGAUAGAUGAACAGGGCUCCGUGAUAUUCUAGGCACAGGAGGUGACAGUGGUAUCAAUCCUCUGUUGUUUAUCCCAUAUGCAUGUUGCCUUUGAACACAGGGGCUUUUCAUUGGGCUAGAAGCACUGUAAGCUGUUGGCAGACUUCUGCCUUUACCUCUAGAAUUGUUUGUGAUACAAACCCAGAUUCGAAAUGAAAUGAUAACUUGAUAACUACAAAAUAAUGAAGGGGAGGUUUGUUGUGAAGGGAAAAGCUGCUUACCUUUUUGUUAAUUUGGUGAUUGCUAAUUGGUCCAAAACAAGUCAACAAAAUUGUGCAGCUUACUAGGCUGUAGCAUAAUAAGGUCAAGGCAGCUUGACUGAAAAAUUCUAUACUUUUUUUCUUGAAUGAGAUAGAGAAGAAGGAUGCACACUGGUUUUUUAAAAAAAGUUUUAAAAAUGACAUCAUCAUCAACAAUCCUGACAUGGAGGAGCAUUAUUGUGUGAGAACAGAUAGCCUUGUACUAUUAUUAUUUGUAAAGUGCUACCUGGUGAAUAAUUUCAAAUUCCAGGAGGUCCCCCUAACCAUUCCCUCCUUGAUUUUAUAUUGUGUUUAUUAGUGCUUUGCCUAGAAAUGAGAUGCUCCCAUUGCCAUCUCCUGCAUUUUCCUAGAUCUUCUGGCUCUAUUUUGUCAUAGAAUCAUAGAAUCAUAGAGUUGGAAGAGACCACAAGGGCCAUUGAGUCCAACCCCCUGCCAAGCAGGAAACACCAUCAGAGCACUCCUGACAUAUGGUUGUCAAGCCUCUGCUUAAAGACCUCCAAAGAAGGAGACUCCACCACACUCCUUGGCAGCAAAUUCCACUGUCGAACAGCUCUUACUGUCAGGAAGUUCUUCCUAAUGUUUAGGUGGAAUCUUCUUUCUUGUAGUUUGGAUCCAUUGCUCCAUGUCCGCUUCUCUGGAGCAGCAGAAAACAACCUUUCUCCCUCCUCUAUGUGACAUCCCUUUAUAUAUUUGAACAUGGCUAUCAUAUCACCCCUUAACCUCCUCUUCUCCAGGCUAAACAUGCCCAGCUCCCUUAGCCGUUCCUCAUAAGGCAUCGUUUCCAGGCCUUUGACCAUUUUGGUUGCCCUCCUCUGGACACGUUCCAGUUUGUCAGUGUCCUUCUUGAACUGUGGUGCCCAGAACUGGACACAGUACUCCAGGUGAGGUCUGACCAGAGCAGAAUACAGUGGCACUAUUACUUCCCUUGAUCUAGAUGCUAUACUCCUAUUGAUGCAGCCCAGAAUUGCAUUGACUUUUUUAGCUGCCGCAUCACACUGUUGGCUCAUGUCAAGUUUGUGGUCAACCAAGACUCCUAGAUCCUUUUCACAUGUACUGCUCUCAAGCCAGGUGUGCCUCUCAUUUUUUUUGCCCAAGUGCAAUACUUUACAUUCCUCCCUGUUAAAAUUCAUCUUGUUUGUUUUUGCCCAGUUCUCUAAUCUGUCAAGGUCGUUUUGAAGUGUGAUCCUGUCCUCUGGGGUGUUAGCCACCCCUCCCAGUUUGGUGUCAUCUGCAAAUUUGAUCAGGAUGCCCUUGAGUCCAUCAUCCAAGUCGUUGAUAAAGAUGUUGAAUAAGACCGGGCCCAAGACAGAACCCUGUGGCACCCCACUAGUCACUCUUCUCCAGGAUGAAGAGGAACCAUUGAUGAGCACCCUUUGGGUUCGGUCAGUCAGCCAGUUACAAAUCCACUGAGUGUCAAACUUGGAUGAAGUGGACUCUAGCCUAUGAAAGUUUAUUAUGCCAUAUUUGUCAGUCUGCUAAGGUGCCCUAAGAGUCUUCAUUGGUUCUGAGGCAACAGAUUUAACAGGGCUGCCUCCGCUGGAAAUUAUUCAUAUGUAAGAAUAAAUAUUGCUGUUGGAAGGUUGCUUAAAAAAAAACAACCUAUUUAAGAGAUGACUUCACACAUCUAACAAAAUAGACUCUAGCCAUGGAAAGCUUUUCCCAAAAUAAAUUUGCAGUACUAUCCUUACAGCAGAACCCUUCAACACGGUGUGCUCCUUGGAGCUGACUGCCCUAGUAAGUAUUCUUAGGAGGGCAGCCUUGGUAGCCUUUUAAGAUACUGCAGGGCUCUGCAUUAAUUCUUGUAAAUAAGUCAUAGUCAUGCAUAUCCAGAUAAGUAGAUAUGAAGUGUGCCUAUUUUGUACUUGGAGUACCUGCAUCCUGUGGUAAGACGAAGCACUCAUCAGAGCGACUGACUCGUUUAAAGUGAUCAUUACCAGUGUUGCUGAGCAGGGAUUUGAACCUGCCUCUUUGACAUACCCUCCCCAGAGUCAAGUCGCUGUGCCAGCCAAGACUACACACUUUAGAUUUUGCCCCAAGUAUUCUGCUGAAUUGUUCCCCUGUUGUUUUUCAGGAGCGCCGUUUGCACAUGUACGUUGUUUACUGUCAGAACAAACCCAAAUCUGAGCAUAUUGUGUCCGAGUUCAUUGACAACUACUUUGAGGUAGGGGGCCAUGUGAUUUGCUGCAGCUUUGUUGUCUCUGCUUGCUUUGUCCUUGACUGCAUACAUGCGAUACCUUCAGAGUGCGUUUGAAGCACAUUCUUACCCUUCAAAGAAUUCUGGGAACUGUAAUUUAUCCCUCACAGUGUUGUAGUUCCUGGCAAACCACAGCACCCAGAAUUCUUUGAAGGGGGAAAUGUGCUUUGAACAUUCUUUGAAGGUAUAGUCUCUCUCCUGCUAGAAUCCGCCUGCCUCCUUCUUUUCUUCACUGCCCCCUGCGCCACCCAGCGCUCGUUAAUUUCAAGCUGUACUCCGAACACGAGUAAAGAUGCAAAAUUGCCUUUUCUCUGUUGGAUUAUUGGGCCAAUAUUGGCUCCUCUUUUUGGCAGCGGGUGUCUCUCAAAGGGUCAGAUAGAGGUCUUUCUAAGUCUUGCUACUUGAGAUCAUUUUAUAUUAUUAUUAUUAUAUUACAUUCAUAUACCAGCCAGGGAUCAAACCGUCAGCGUACAAGCAGUUGCGUAGGAGUUGUGCAGUGGUCCAGUGGGUGGGGACCACCCUGGGUGUCAUCACUGAGAGGGGUGACAAAAUGGCAAAAAUAUGUGGUUUUGGAAAAAUACCUUUAAAGCACAUUUUGUCCCCUAAAAGAAUUAUGGGCACUGCAGUUUACCCCUUUCAGAGUUAAAGUUCCCAGAAAACCUUAUCAAACUGCAGUGCUCAGAAUCCUUUGAAGGGGUGUGUACGCUUUAAAUAUACUUUAAAGUUACAGUGUGUGCACAGCCUAGUGAGACUUUUGACGCAUAGGAUAAGGGGAAGGGAUCUGAGGUCUUCCUGAGAAGAUGAGUGGGAUGCUUUGGGAGAAACAGGAAGAUUUGGAGGUGUCCUGAUGGAGUGGACAGGGAUUUAAUAGGCAGGAUGCUUGAUCUCCCACACAGAUCCACAGGAUCCGAUCUGCUUUGUUCUCUCCUUUCCAGGAACUGAAGCAGGAACUGGGGCACCGCUUACAGCUCAAUGACUUGCUCAUCAAACCCGUACAGCGGAUCAUGAAAUACCAGCUGCUGCUCAAGGUGCUAACGUGGGAGGUGGAGUGUUGCUUUCCAAAUCUAAGGCAAAUGUGUGUGUGUGUGUGUGUGUGUGUGUGUGUAGGGGGUGAGACCAACAAGUUCCUGACCUGUAGCUAAGGAGAGACAGCAGCCAAUAUGUCUUCUGCUGGGUAUGAUAUCUAUAGCAGUCUUUGGCAGUGUGGACAAGUGCAGAACAGUGGUCUGUUUAAUAAUAAUACCUUUAUUGUCAAUGUACAACCUGUGUACCAUGAAAUUAACCAAGCCUCCCUCCCUCCCCUCCCCCCCGCACAAACACUCAAUCUCAUUGCACUCUGUGUGCUUGUUGCACAACACACCAACCCCGAAAGUCAGUUGCACUAUAUUAUUUUCUGUUUUAAGGGAGAGAUCCUGCAGCCUCAUGUCACCUGCAGGACAGCAAAACAGUCCCAAUGUCACAAAAGGAGUAGCUGGGGUCUCUGUUGGCUGCCUAGCGCCACCUGAUGGGUAAUGGUUGUAUUUGCCUCCAGAGCUGGAACCAGGGUUAUAGCUGUCAUAUGGAGGCACUUGGUGGCUACAGUUCCUUGCAGAGUCCCACUUGCUCCCCAUUUCCCCAAGCAAUGAAAGGUUUGAAAGAUAGCACUGCUGGGUUUAGUUCCCUUUGAAAGAAGAGAGCUCUUGAGACUUAAGGUUGUAUCCAAAGUUGUCCAUGCACAAGUGGGACAGACUCCUGCUUGCUUCCUCUGCCCCUUCCAUGCAUUCCCCACACCCCCAAAUAUGUUCUGGAAGAUUGGGGGACAGAUUUAGGGGGCAUUGGGGGCUGUAGUGGGAGGAGGAGGGUAAGGUGAAGUCCUGAUGCGCAAGCAGAAGUCAGCUUAUGCAUAAUACCUGCUGUAUUUACAAAUAUGCAAGGAGGGCAUCAGUGAAGUCAGGUGAAGCAGACAGCAGUCUGAACCAUUUGUUUCAUAAGAACAUAGGAGCCUGAAGCUGCUUCAAGCCAAAGAUCCAUCUAGUCCAGCAUCCUGUUGUCACAGUGGCCAACCAGAGGCCUGUGGGAAACCUGCAAGCAGGAUCCAAGCGCAAGAGCAACACUCUCUCCUCCUGUGGUUUCCAGCAUUGCUGUCUCCAACUGUAGAGACAAAGCAUAGCCGUCAUGGCUGAUAGCCAUCUCGGUGGGGGGGCAGCACUGCCUCCGGGGGAGCAGGUGGCACUUGGAGUUGGUUGCAUGGCUUGGCUCCGGUGGAAUCCCACUCCUACCACUAAAGAAUGCACUUGUUAUUUCCUCUUUUCCCUCCCAGGAUUUCCUGAAAUACUAUGGCAAAGCUGGCAAGGACACAGAACAGCUGGAGGUAGGAUCCGGAGGCACUUGCAGCUGUUGCUCCCCAGUCCCACCCUUAUGUGUGGACUGGAUGUUAUUACGCUGCUGCUUUCCUUCUUUCUUUCUUUCUUUCUUUCUUUCUUUCUUUCUUUCUUUAUUUUUAUUGAAUUUUACAAGAAAAUAAAAGAAAAGAAACAAAAAACAAUACAUAACACUGUAAACACAUUUAUAGACAUGUUUUCCAAAUUGCAAACUAAAAAAGAAAAUACUUUUCAUAGCCAAUAAUAUUACCAAAUUCAUGCUUCAAACAUUACAAUAUAUAAAUCUUAGUUAAAAUAUUAUAAAAGACUUCCACUGCAUUCACCGCACGUCUCUUAGUUAUCUUGCUCGCCUUUACAUCUGUUCUUCAAUCAUUUCUCUUCCUUAGAUUCUUUCAUAAUCAGUCAAAUCUUUAUGAUCUCUAUAUUCUUCACAAGAUUAGUCUAGGCACAACCAAACUUUCAUAUUUGAACCCUGCUUGUAUAAAUAUUCGUUUAAGCGUUCCCAUUGUUUCUGAAUUAUAAUUUUUGAUUUAUGCCUUAUUAAAUCCAUCAAUUUUGCUAACUCCAGGUACUCACAUAGUUUACUCAACCAUUCCCCUUUUGUUGGGAUAUAAUUUCUUUUCCAGUGAGGGGCUACCAAUGUUCUCGCUGCUGCUGUUGUUGCAUACAGAAAGAUGUUAAUUUUGUCUUUAGGGAUAUCCUUACUCAAGAUUCCUAAUAAAUAUGCUCCUGCCUUUUUGAUAUAUGAUACUUUUAUCAAUUUUUUAAUCUCUUCAUGAAUCAUCUCCCAAAAUUUUUUGAUCUCUGGACAUGUCCACCACAUAGGGUAUAGAGUGCCUUUCAUUCUAUUACAUCUCCAACAUUUAUUACUAUUCGAUCUACAGUGGUGCCUCGCAACACGAAAUUAAUCCGUUCCGCGAGUCUCUUCGUCUAGCGGUUUUUUCUUCUUGCGAAGCAACCCUAUUAGCGGCUUAGCGGAUUAGCGCUAUUAGCGGUUUAGCGGCUAUUAAAGGCUUAGCGGCUUAGCGUCUUAGCUGCUAAAAGGCUAUUAUCGGCUUAGCGGCUUAGAAAAAGGGGGGGGGAAAGCGGAAAAAAAUCUCAAGACUCGCAAUACAUUUUCGUAUUGCGAAGCAAGCCCAUAGGGAAAUUCGUCCUGUGAAGCAACUCAAAAACGGAAAACCCUUUCGUCUAGCGGGUUUUCCGUCUUGCGAGGCAUUCGUCUUGCGGGGCACCACUGUAUUUAUUUUUGCUAGUCUGUCUGGUGCCAUAUACCCUCUGUGGUGCAUCUUCAUAUAAUUCUCUCUUAAUGAAUAGCAGGCUGUAAAAUUUAUAUAUAUUUUCCAAAACCUUUGAUUAUCUUCAUAAUCAAUUGUAUAUCCUAAAUCCCGUUUCCACUUUAGCAUAUUCUCUCCUUUGACUUUCAAAUCAGGAUCUGCAGAACUGUCCCAUGAGGGUUACCACAUGGUAUGGGCAUAUUUUCAUUCUGGGUCUGCCUUGAGAGACGGAGCAGAGGCUUCAUUAUGUUCCUGAGACUGCACUCAUAGCUGACAGGGGUCUUGAAUCCAUAUCUCAUAAUAGUGUCUGCAUGGAACUAUGGCCCGUCAGUCUAAACGGGGCAGGUUGUCCAGUGUUUUUUCACAUGUCCUGCAUCUCCUGGGUUUAAUGACACUGGCGCUGCUCGCCAUGGGUGCACAGCCAGCCAGUCACCGGGCUAUUCUGGUCCACCGCUUUCACCCGACUGCUUUCCUUUGCCUUUCAGAGAGCUGUGGAGGUGAUGUGUUUUGUUCCUAAGCGCUGCAAUGACAUGAUGAAUGUGGGGCGUCUUCAGGGCUUUGAGGUAGGCCCUGGGAAUCAAUGUCUGGCUUGGAGAUUCUACAGAUCCCAUGGGAGCUAGGCUCUUAGCCCUGAUUUUCCAAUCAACUCUACUGCAGAAGGCACCUUAAUUUUUUGCAGUGGGGGCUGUUCAAGGAAGAGAACCUUAUAAUUCCUCUUCAACCAGGCCUUGACCUGAUUCUAUGGCCUUUUAAAUGUGUCUGUGGGAGAGGGGGUUAUUGUUUUAUUUUUGUUUUAACUAUUUAUUUUGUGCUUCUAUCCUGUAUUUUAAUCUUGUGAACUGCCCUGAGAUCUUUGGAUAAAAGGCAGUAUAAUAAUAAUAAUAAUAAUAAUAAUAAUAAUAACCGGCAUUUUAAAAUGAGGGUCCUCCACCUCUGUGUAUGUUGAUCUGGGAAUCGUGAGCUUAAAAUAUAGGAACAAGUGGGUAGAAAAGGGAGAGGUAAUUGAAAAAAUUAGGUCUCAGGGCCUAUCACAUGUUGAAUUUUUCAGCUUUCAAAUUCCAAAAAUGAGGGGUACUGAAAAGUUGGAAACAUGACUUGGAAAUUCAAAAGAUAUUUUGGUUAAAUUAAUAUAGUUUUGUUUAGUAAUGAAAAUGUGUGUAAAAUUGCAUAGAAAUUUUUAAAAACAAUUGCCAAGUACUUGCAUUUAUUUGUUUGUUUGUUUGUUUAUUACUGAUUAAGCAUUACCUGACAUUUUCAGAAGAAGAAGAAGAAGAAAAAGUAAAAUUAAAAAUUAUUUGGCUUUCUGAAAACAGUGUAUGUGCAUCUUCAUUAAGCGUAGACGUUUCAAGCCAAAUGUUGUCCAAUCACAAAAAUUAUAGCAGAUUUGAAUUCCUCACACCCAGAAACAUAUUUUUAAGGCCCCUCACUGAAGCAAUUUGCCCUAAUCCACACCCCCUUGCCCCACUGCUUUGUCCUGAGGAAAACUGCUCUUUUGUUGUUUCCUUUGGAUUGCUGUUUGUCCUGAUUUAAAGCUAAAGAGUGUCUUUCCCUGGGAAAGGAGUGGAGCAAGGGGGAGACCACUUGGCCCCCUCCUUUCUAGGCAGAGGUGUGGACAAGCCCUCAGACAUGUUGCGAAAUAUGUGGCACAGCCCUUCCUGGGAGUACACUGCUUUAAAUGUAAGUGAAUAUUUCGGUGCUGCCUCAGAUCUAAAAGAACCCAAACCCCUCUGCAUAUAGAAAGUUGCCAAGUAAAGAAGAAGGGUUCUAAGCUUCUCCUUGACAGGUUAGUUUUCUACAGGCAGGCAGUUUUUGAGAUGGGUCAGAAUUCAAAGGUGCAGCCCGUCAUCUGCAAGUGGUAAUUCUGAGUCUUCUGCUCUAAGAACAGGGCAGUUUUGUGCCUUCUCCCCAGCUGAGUAACUAGGAUCUGCCCUCUCUUCUCCAGGGGAAACUGACUGCGCAGGGGAAGCUGCUGCAACAGAACACCUUCUGGGUGACGGAGCAGGCGGGCGGGAUCCUGGCCCGGGGCCGUGAGCGGCGCAUCUUUCUCUUUGAGCAGAUUGUCAUCUUGAGCGAGACGCUGGAGCGACGGCGUGGUCCGUAUGCCGCUCCAACUUAUGCCUUCAAGAGCAGCAUCAAGGUAUUACAGGGCUAACAGCAGAGAACCUAGGCAAGCCUGUAUUCCCGUACCUAUCGCUGUUUACCCCCUGUUUCUGCAGUUGUACCAUGCAUCUGCAGAAUGUGAUUGUGAGCACUGAAUUUGGCAUCCUGAGAGUCUAUGCAUGUGUAUAAAAUUUUAUAUGGCUAGAAAUUGCGAGUGAAAUUCAACUUGGUGCGCUAUUGCAAACGUUCUGUCUGUGUAAGCGUUUCAGCUUGUGAGACAGAACAACCCCCUUUUCUCCCCCAGCGCACUGUUCUGGGGGUUCUUCUGACUCCCCUCCUCAGAGCCAAUUUAGGGGUGCGCACAAGGGGAGGGAGGAGGCCCAUUGCAAAAGCCCUUGCACAGGGCUUCCACUGAUGGGCUCAUUAGGUGAAUCCUGCCUUAUAUAAAUGUACAGUGGUGCCCCGCAAGACGAAUGCCUCGCAAGACGAAAAACCCGCUAGACGAAAGGGUUUUCUGCAGGACAAAUUUCCCUAUGGGCUUGCUUCGCAAGACGAAAAUGUCUUGCGAGUCUUGAGAUUUUUUUCGCUCCCCCCCCUUUUUCUAAGCCGCUAAGCCGCUAAUAGCCUUUUAGCCGCUAAGCCGCUAAGCCUUUAAUAGCCGCUAAACCGCUAAUAGCGCUAAUCCGCUAAUAGGGUUGCUUCGCAAGAUGAGAAAACCGCUAGACGAAGAGACUCGCAGAAUGGAUUAAUUUCGUCUUGCGAGGCACCACUGUAUAGCCUUAUGGCUGUGAAGAUAGGAUUGAAAGUGUGUGGGCAUUGCUUGGCGUAAUCUCGGGAGCAGAGAGCAGGGGUAGUGCAAAGCAAGGAAAUAUGGAAAUUAGCUGGCUUUGCAUUCUUUGUUCAGGUUUCGGAAUGUAGCUUUUCUUGGCACAAGAAUAUAGCCUGGGCUUGGUGUGUAGAACGUUGAUCUUUGUUUAAAGCACAGAGAUUACACAGCCUUGGUUAUAUCCAGAGAACCACAGAAUUUCUAGGACUUCAUGAAUGUGCAGAUGUACCCAAAUCUGUUUAAUAAAUAAAUGCAUAAAUAAAUAAAGGCUCUUCCUUUUGCUUGACUGCCAGGCCCUCCCUGUUUGUCCAUUUUAUUGCUAAUAACUUCUUCUUUUUCUUGCUUUUGAAUGGCCAUUUCCUAUCCAUUAUCCAUCUCAAUGCCAGGUCAGCUGUUUGGGCCUGGAGCCCUGUGUGGAUAAUGAUCCCUGCAAAUUUGCACUGAUCUCUCGUGGCGCAGAACGGGGCACCAUCCGUUACGUACUGCAGGCAGCAACGUCAGAGAUUGCCCAGGCCUGGGUGGCUGACAUCAGCCUCAUCUUGGAGACACAACGUGACUUCCUCAAUGGUAGGGGCUUCAAAGAGAUGGUCUGUUCCUAACUCUCUCAGGCACCCACUGCCCUUUAAACCACACCCAGCUUUCUUCAAGGAGUGAUUCCUCAAUAUUUCUUCCUUCAUUUUCCUCACUCCUGGUCUGGAUGGAAUAUGAAAGCUAAGAUGUUUCCACAAUGCUUUGCAGAAGUAUAGGAAACUUCAGCUGGCUUCUAGAUGGUGGCGCGGGGGCAGGGGGAAUAGACAAUUUUCAAAGAGUAAUUUGAAUUAGAGGCUACUGCCUUUCAGUGAGUUUAAAUAGUUUGGUUCUUUCUGAGUGAAAGAAAUGACCUAGCAAUAGGUUUGUAUGAGUUUGUUUUAAGUUAUUUCUAAUUCAACUUCUAUCAGAAUUGAUCCAAAGUACAAAAAAAGAAUAUUUAAAGUGAUAAACACCCCAAUUCCAUGCCACCAUAUCAUAUCAGCAGGAAUAAAACCAUAAAUAAGGGCCCUGAUAUUUAUUGAGCAUUCAUCCUGAUUUGCUUGCACAAAGCUUAUGCGGAGGUUAGGUUACAUUUAGCUUCUAUUGAGUAUUCAUUCUGAUUAUUUGUGUGUGGGGGGGUGUUAAAUGUCAAGGACCCUUCAUUUGCUACGGUAUUGGAGCACUUUAAUCCACUUUAAAUGGUGCAAACCUACAGUUCUGGUAUGCAAUUGAAUCACUCCUGCAAAAUCAGUAGGAAUGUUCAUUAAAAAGGUCAUCUGGAGGUACAAUCCAUUCUGUCUCUGUCUGUCUCUUUCUAUAUACCAGCCCCCGACCCCCAGCUCUAAUAUUACAUUACCAUCUUCUCAUGUAUGUGCAAGUCAGGCCUUAAUUGUGCAAUCAAGUUAUGUACACGCAUGUCUCAACUAGCCAUACAUUUUUACUUCAAGCACAAGCUGUCCUUUGGCCUUUGUGAAUCGAGCCAACGCACAACUCUGGAAGGGUGGGGUGAGUCCCAAAGUAGAUGGCAGAGCUGAAGUGGACUGUACGACUUCAGACUUCCAGUAAGCAGGAGGUCACAUUUUUUAACCCUUUCUCAAAUAAAAAGCUGAGAGAUUUGUAUUCUAAAUCUUUCUCUCUGAUUUGCUGUGUUGAGAAAAGGUAGUGUGUCGUCCCCCCCACACAUAGGGGGAGCAAUCAAAAAUAGGAUUCCCACCCUUCAGUUUGAAUUCAGAUAGUAAAGAUUUCUACCCUGCCAUUUUGCAUAAUGUGUAGAUCAGUUCUGAAUGACUCUUAACUUAAAUGCAUGGACUAUGUCUAGGAAACCUUUCUUCCAGCAAGGGCCAUGUUCCCCUAGGGGAAAUCUGUUGGAGACCACAUGCCAGUGUGGGCAGGGGCAGAGCCAUAUUCACUGCCCCAUAAUCUCUCAAAAGAGAGAAAUAAGUGUGUGGGGAUGAUAUUAAGAAAUGGGAGUUGGGGGAGGGUGUUUGUGCAUGGGAUGGUGUUGCUCUUUAGAGCUGCAGUGCACCCUGGUGUGGCCUGUAGCCCCUCAUCUGCUUGCUGGGCUUCCUCCUGUCCCUAUCGUGCAGUUUCCAGGAGCUGCUGUCUUCUGGCACCUCAGGCACAUCGAAGUGGUGGCUCCUGAUGCACCACCCCUCUCCUGCUUUUCGCAACAGAAGGAUGAGGGCGCUUGAGACACCUUUUGACAGUGGCUUUUGAGCAUUGGAAGCUGCUUGAAGCGCACCUGCGCAGGUGGGGCUGUGGGACUUCACCCAGUGGUUCCUGCAUCACUCCCCUGAGGAGUCUUUUUUUCCUUUCUUGCAGAAGAUUAUGUUUCACUAAUGGAAUUCAGAGCGUUUUGUGUUUCCAGUGCGUGACCCUGCAGUUCAUUGCCCCUUUCUGUUUCCUUGCCAGCACUGCAGUCGCCCAUAGAGUACCAGCGCCGAGAGAGCAAAACCCAUAGCCUAGGACGCAUUGGAGUCCCGCAUCACUCACUGCCCGGUGGACCCAGCCGGCCCUGCUCCUCCGUCUCCAUGGACCAGAGCAAGGGAUCCAGCCUCCAGCCCCACAACGCCUCUCUCCCCUCCCUCUACCUUCCGGGCCCAGGCCAGCCUGAGCAACAGGCCUAUGUUGAGGUAAGGUAGGAAGGUCUUAAACGGAAGAUCCCUGUUGAAUUAACAGCUUUGUGAGGUUUGGCUGGCACAGGUGAAGUUCCUGUUCUAGCUUUGGAAUGAAAGGGGCUAGUAAUUGGCAAGAGGAAUUUGAAAUUCAGUUCAGUGCUUACAUUUGUUAAACCUCAUUAACACAUGUAUAGUUUGCAAGAGUUACGUGAAGCAGAAAAUGAAAACAAUCAUUUGUCAUUAAAACAAUCCACCAUGUGUGCUGGCUUGAGAUUGCAUUGUACACAUGCUGUCACAGAGACAAAGGAAGGUUAUCUUUCCCACACAAUUCAUAUCAGUAUUGUCUAACAAAAUUUCAUUUUAAAAAAAUGCCCAAGGGGAGAUGUUCCUAAAAUGUAGGCAUUUAACCUCAUCAGAACACAAUAAGAGCCUGCAGGAUCAGGCCAGUAGCCCACCUAGACCAACAUCCUAAGGGCCAGUCAGAGGGCUGUGGGAAGCCUACGGGCAGAACCUGAGCACACCAACCGCUCCUCCCUUCUUGCUGUUUCCACCAACUAGUAUUCAAAAGCAUUACUGCAUCUGAGAACCUCCUUGUUAACAGCUGCUCAACAAAAAAUGAGAAAUUGGAGCUCAAUGCUCAGUUAGUAUUUUAGUCUCAUUUGUAAGCCGUCCCCCAAAUAUUUAUAUCAAGGGGCAGUGUAGAUAGCUUUAAGAAUAAGAAGUAAAGAAGUAAAUAAAUGAGACAUGUUUUCCUGUUUGGGACAAAAUCUUGGGGUUUAUUAAACUAGAGGAUAUUGACCUCAUCCCAUGCAGAUGGAUUUUCUCCUUGUACCCUUUCAUUGAUUAAUCCAGCGUGGUAACAGCUAAUGGAUUGGAAUCAUCCGCUUGCUGCAGAAGCAUGUGUUGAGCAACUCCAACUGUAAGUGUUAAGUUGGGGCGAACAUAUCAGACGACACAGCGAUUCUUCCAAAGCAGCUCUUUAUUUGCAAGCUGGAACUGAGGAGCUCAGUCAGCCUGCUUAUAUAGAGCUCCAGAACAAUUGUAACUGUUGCAACUUUCUAAAACUAUCCAAUCACUGAACGUCACUUUCGAUCCUUCAUUUGCAUACAAACUAUCCAAUCACUGAACGUCACUUUCGAUCCUUCAUUUGCAUACAAACUAUCCAAUCACUGAACGUCACUUUCGAUCCUUCAUUUGCAUAAUUAUCUACAGUAUCCCCCUGCUGGCCCAGGGUGAGAACUUCAGUACAUAACAGUAAGAAUAUAAUUGUGAGUGUGCUUAAGGGAUGUUAGGGAGUGUGUGGUCUCUGUUAAGUGAGCUUAUGCAACACAGUGUGUCACAGUUCCCCAAAGUGGAGACCAGGCUACUGGCCCUUCCGCUGCCACCAGGCAGAAGUCUUUAUUUUUCUGGUUGCCUCCACCAAACAAUCUAAGCUCACCUGGGUUUCAAAAAGAACACACUUAGGUAGUGUGUGGCUUGGCUUUUAAGCAUAGGGUGGGCAAGAGACCACAAGGCUUUGUGAAAGAGGUUUAAAUGUUCACUAAAAAAGAAGGUUUUAACAUCUGAAUGGUUAUGUACACACAAAACAAUCACCAAAGCAACCUGAGUCUGGACAUCAUCUGCUGCCAAGAGUAAUGGGGUGGGAGGGAAUUGGGUCUAGGGCCUCUGUUCUGAAACUUCAAACUGGGCAGCAGGUAUUCAGGAAAAGAGGGACAGAGGAGGGGACUGUUGAGUUCCCCUUGGGUGACUAACUGGAGAGCAGCCAGGGAGACUGCUAACUCUUUCCCAGACUGCCUGGGUGAGAUGACGUCUUCAUCAUCUCACCUGCCAGACUCUCCAGAGGGACAGGUGUGCUGCUAACCAUUCCUCCCAGCAUCAUGGUCUCAGCCAGGCUGGUUCUGUGGCAUGCUCUGUUGCCGAGGUGAUGGGUGAGAGAGGUAGAACUGGAGCCAGGCAAGAGAGAAGACAUGUCUGCUGCUGAUAAACAAAGCCUUUAAUAUCCAGUCCAUAGAUACUUGCAUGCAUGCAUGUGAGGAUAUUCACACACUCCUCCAAACAUGUUGCAGGGAAGGGGAGGGUAGAGGAAAUUCAGAGUAGGUUUGUUACUCAUAGACAUAAGCAAGCUUCACCCAUUCUGAAACCAUCCAAAUAUUGUUUGUGUUCAUUAACCACUGCCAAUAUCAUAAUCAUUUUUCUUCUUGUUACAUUGACUGCCUCUCCUUCAAUUUCCCUCUGUUUUAAUUUUUCAUUAUAACUGUUGGAGUCAUCUAUCUGCUAAAUAAUCGUUCAGUAGUUAUUGUUUUUUUCCUUGGUUAUAUUGUAUUAUUUCUGAUGAGGAUUAUCUGUUGUUGUGAUUUUUAAAAAUGUUAAUCACUAAAACUAAAAGUGUGAAGGAAAGACCAGGAGCCCAAAGUAGUGAACACUGUUCUGUGAAGACAGUGGUGAAGACAAGAGUGCUGAUUUCUGUUCUCAGAUAUGAGUUGGAGGAGGAGAUAGGAAUGAGUGCUAUGCUGUUUUAGGAGGCUUCAGGACUCUACAGGUUUCUGAUUCCAGAUUAGAUGAAAAGGAGAUCAGACUGAUCUCUAAUAGAGGCAGAGAGAGACACACACAAGAGAUUUGCAAGAGGAUGCCUAUCUGUUUUCUUUUUUGGGAAAUUAGAUGACUUCAUUUGAUGAAUUGGAUUGCCAGAAUCCCUUCCGGGUCAGGGGUCUUGUGAAACUAUGACGUUUGCAUGGCGUGCUUUCAAUGUGAGAUGUUGUUUGACUUCAGCUAUGCACAAGUUGAGAGUUGACAAGCUAUGCACACUUUCUCACAUAAUAUGACACCAAAUUGAGAGCACCUAUCUGUGCUGGAAUGUUGUCUUCUCCCCACACAGAUUAAACCCACUUUGCUUUCUGCCCCCAGCCAUCUCGCAGCCAAAGCUCUCCAGGGCCUGGACCAGGUCACCUACCUUCCGAUGGCUCCCAGGUGCAUCUCUCCAAUUCCUCCCAGCAGGAGUCCCUGCACACAGUGAGUUUUGGUAGGGCAGAGGAAGUGUUCCUUUUAAUCUGAGUAAGGAUUCAACGUUCACAGUUGACAUAACGAUAAUGAUUCAGGUUCUGUUGCCCGUGGCCUUACUCAUUCUUUCCAUCAGGAUUUAACUUUCAUUGGGACUGACAUUUUACACACACACACACACACACACACACACGUCCCCACCACCUGACCACAUGUUGCCGCCGUGCCACAGAAGCCUAGGAAAAAAUGCAGAAUCUGGCACAGGUUGCAGAAUUCAAAGCUUCUGCCUAUAGUGGCCUUCCCAGUGAGAAACCACUGACAUUCUUCCAAAAGAAUCCCAGGGUUCCCCAAAACACAGCCUGAAAUUCAUUGCUGUGUUAGUAGAGUGCGUCCCCAUCUCUUGCGUUGUUUACCAUUGCUGAUGCAUUCAUAUGCCAGUAAUUUUAUUUCUGGAAAGCUUUUUGAUGCUGUGCUUUCCUUCCCACAAGAGAUUUUGAAAGCCUGCCAUAUACACUUUUCUUCCUUCCAUUUACCUGCAAUCUGCUCCACUCUCAGGCUGAGAACAUGGGCAGACAUUGCCUAAUGAGCUGUCUUAUGCUCUUAUCUUUGGUUUUGCUUUAGAGCAGAAAUGAGGAAACUGUGGCUCUUGAGAAGGCUGUUGGACUGCAACUCCCACCGUCUCUGAUCAUUGGCUUUGCUGGCUGGGGCUGAUGGGAAUGUAAGAGCAUAAGACAGGCAUAGGCAAACUCGGCCCUCCAGAUGUUUGAGGCUACAAUUCCCUGACCACUGGUCCUGUUAGCGAGGGAUGAUGGGAGUUGUAGUCCCAAAACAUCUGGAGGGCAGAGUUUGCCUAUGCCUGUCAUAAGAUGAGCCCCGCUUGAUCAUACCAAGGGUCCUUCUAGCCCAGCAUCCUGUAGUCACAGCCAAUCAGGAACCUAUGGGAAAUGCAUAAGCUGAUCUAAGUGCAACAGCAUCCCCACCUGUGCUGGUACUGGUAUCCCGAGGUGUACAAUCUUCGAUACUGAAGCUGUCAUGACUAGUAGCCAUUAAGACCCUUAUUGCCCAUGAUGGAGGUGAAGUCCAACACAUCUGAAGGACCACAGGUUCCUCAUCCCUGAUUGAGAGUAAGCAUAUAUGGGCAAAUUUGUUAUACACAACUGAUCUAGCCAUAGCUAUUAGCUAAAAGGAACUUCUGUGUAUGUAGGACAUUGCUUCUCAAAGGCUGUGGCACAAGGAGAGGAUGGCAAGCAUGACAGGAAGAUUCAAGGAGAACAAAAUAAACAUUUCAUUAUAGCAUAGUAUCAAAAAAAAAUUUUGCAAUAUGUGGAUAGAUAUAUUUCCAAAAUGAGAGCAAGAGCAUAAAGUGAUACUGAGAACAAUCAUAGUUGUGAUCUACAAUCGCCGUCCCAGUGUAUUUCUUAUCAAUAAAAAAAAUGGUGUGGUGCAAGAAAAUUUCUAUUCUGAAAGUGCGAUCCAAAGAAAAAAAAGGCUGAAAAUCACUGAUGUAGGAGAUGAAUUGAGGAUUAAAUCUGUAGAUUAAAAGUUAAAUUUUGUAUUCCACAUGUGUGGGAGACAUACAAAAAGUGGGCUGUCAAGCCAUUUAGCAAAGUAAAACACGUACUGCAUACAUUUUUGCAGUUUACUAAAGUUUAGGAAUUGGGCAAUUACAGCUUUUUGUCCCUUUUAUUUGAGGUUUGCUGACCUCCCCUUCUUCAACUCUGCUGCAGAGAAUGAACCACAUAAUUUAGUAAGAUAAACAAUUACAUUUCAAUGCAGGCAGCAGAUACAAUACAGGUAAUAAAACUUAUCAGGUACAAAAUACAAAAGUUGGCUUCUGUAGGCUGCAUCUGUCUGGACCUCCCAGAUACACAUUUGAACAUGGUAGAAAGAGUGUCUUCUCAGAGACAGGAUGAAGUAUAAAAGAUUAUCUCUGUGGUUACAGAAUUCCAGCCAGAGGAGGCAAGGAAGGUAAGCACACAGAGGGUCCUCUCUAGGAAAUUUAAGUGCACUCUUUGUGUACUAGCUCUGUCUUGUCUAGCAAAGCAUGCAUUUGUGAUUUGGCUGCAAACCCCACACUGUGGACAGAGGCAGAAUACCAGAAUAUCUCUGAACACUAGAUCUAAGUGUUGGCAACAACAGGAAAAGUCAUCACCUUCAUUCCCUGCCUUGCGUGUUUCAAAGAGGCAUCAUGUUGGCUGCUGCUGAGACACAGAAUGUUGGAUUUGAUGCACCUUGGCCUGAUCCAGCAAGGCAGUACUUAAGAUGAUUAAUCUGCAUAAUUUAUGCAGAAUGCAGCUUUUUGUAGCACAGAAUUGGAUCACCCCGUAGUAGAUAUAUUGAACCAAAGUAUUACACUGUCUUACCUGUUGAUAAGAUAAAGCCAAUGGGUGUGCAGUGGCAGGAGCUCUGCGGUGGGAGUCUUGCAAAAUACGUCUCAGGAACCUUUCCAGAGUUUUCAUUGUUCCUCUGUCCCUGACAGGCCCCAAGUGAUGACGACGCCAGGCCGCUGCUCCCUGAUCCUGAAGUCCCGGAAAUCAGUUUCCCUCAAGGCUGUGCUCAACUUGCCCAACUUGAUGAGGAUGAGCUGUGACUCUUGGACUGUGAGAAAGCCCCUGUCAGACCAGUGGGGUGGGGGCUUUGACUGAUCUAACUAGCUCUUCCCUCUUCUCCUCCUACCCUCCCUCCUUCUGCUGUCUCCAAGGGAAAGAGAGACACAGCAGCAGCAUGGUGCAAACUCUUGCUGCCCUCUGGUCCUGCUCUGUUUGCCCAGACACCCCCUCAUCCUAUGAAAGGGGCGCAGAACCCCCACAUUGGGACCAGAGAGUGCCGCUGGUGGCCCUUCCCUUUUCUCCAGACCCCUGUAUAUGCAUGCUGUGGGGCUGUACGGGCUUCAGGUCGGGGCUCUUGGACGAGGAGUUGGAUUGUGUGAAUUGAGAAUUUUAUUUUGUUUGUUGUAAUAAUAAAGAUUUUAGUUAAAACAAACAA
This is a messenger RNA of Podarcis lilfordi (Lilford's wall lizard), 70012 nucleotides long. NCBI's taxonomy places the organism in Eukaryota, Metazoa, Chordata, Lepidosauria, Squamata, Lacertidae. The record is from the annotation of a GenBank genome assembly.